This is a messenger RNA of Pelobates cultripes (western spadefoot toad), 87506 nucleotides long. Lineage: Eukaryota; Metazoa; Chordata; Amphibia; Anura; Pelobatidae. The record is from the annotation of a GenBank genome assembly.
CUCUGACGUCAGGCCGCGGUGUCCGCCGGUCAGACCGGGCUCUCUCUCCCUCUCUCUCUGUCGAACAAGAUGGCGGCCACAGCGCCCGGGGAUCCCGGGACCCAGCUCCCGCCGCACCGAGCGGCCCCGGCCCGGAUCGGGUACUACGAGAUAGAGCGGACUAUCGGCAAGGGGAACUUCGCGGUGGUGAAGCUGGCCACGCACAUCGUGACCCGGGCAAAGGUAACCGGGCAACGGGGGGGAUACGGGGGCCGGUACCCCGGUGUCAGACACCCCGAGACCCCCGGCCUUCACUGGGCCCCACACUGCGCCAUUAUCCCCUCCUCCUCCUCCUCCCUGACACGGCCUGGGGGGGGACCGGGGUAGCGGGGGGGUGGGGGGGGGAGGUGUUUUUGGGUUGAAAUAUCCGGAUUUGUGGUAAAGGGGGCUGGGAUUUCCGGGAUAAUGGGGGGUGGGGGGGUCCUGUCUGGGGAGCAGAGGCAAUGUCCAAGUGGCAGGAGAGUGGCGGGGCUUAUCACCUAAAUUGGGAAAAGUGGAGAAUGGAGAAGAAAAAUUCAGAUUUAUUUUUUAUUUUUUGCAAAAAAAAUAUCCAAAUUGAGGAGAAAACAAAUUAUUAGUUCAUCUCCGCCAUCCUGACUGCAUUCUGUGUAUGUUGGUGGCCUACGUUUAGCGAUAUCUCCUUUUUUUUUUUUUUUCUCCCACAAUUCUUCGUUUAGUAAAUAGACCCCCCUGGCGUUGGUAAUAAUGGUGGAGGGACAGGGUCCGGUUUCUUCGUUUAGUAAAUAGACCCCCCCCUGGCGUUGUUAAUAAUGGUGGAGGGACAGGGUCCAUUUUCUUCGUUUAGUAAAUAGACCUCCCGGCAUUGGUAAUAAUGGUGGAGAGACCGGGUCCGGUUUCUUCGUUUAGUAAAUAGACCUCCCCCCCCUGGCGUUGGUAAUAAUGGUGGAGGGACAGGGUCCGGUUUCUUCGUUUAGUAAAUGGAACCCCCCCCAGCGUUGGUAAUAAUGGAGAGACAGGGUCUGGUUUCUUCGUUUAGUAAAUAGACCCCCCCCCGGCGUUGUUAAUAAUGGUGGAGGGACAGGGUCCAUUUUCUUCGUUUAGUAAAUAGACCUCCCCCGGCAUUGGUAAUAAUGGUGGAGAGACCGGGUCCGGUUUCGGAGAGACUGACCGGUGUUGGGCUCAAAAGUGACGAGCCCGGCCAAAAGGAACCGGGGAGAUAGGGAGAGGUAUUGACAGCGGGAAGAGGAUGCUAAUCCAAUGUAGAAGGUUCCCAUGAACGAAGGCACCGUGUAAUUAAAGUAUGAACUGUCCCACUUAGAAAUUAAAAAAAAAAUAAAAAAAAAAAAAAUUUUAUUUUUUAUUUUGAAUCAGAAUUGGAAAAAUUCUUCAAGCCGGCUAAGUAUUUAUUUAAGCUAUAUUGGCCUAAAAUUUGAAAUUCCUUUUGAACUUCGGGAAUAGUCCUCACUGUGGUUAUGAUGGCGAUAACCAAUUGCUGGUGUCAACGUUCAAGCACGGCUUAGUUGGCUAACCUAGGUUAGUGAGUCUUUCCAUGUACCCCCAAAUGUCAACCUUGUUUGUGGGGACAAAGUACUCCAAAAUCAACAUAUCCUUUGUAAAAAGCCUGCAUAUUGAAAUUCUAGGAGCACUGAUUGAACCCUGUCGUAAGAACCCAAUAAGGUAUGCAUGCCACAUGUUGAAGAAGUUUCACAUAGUCAUCAGUUACAUAGGGAAAAAGGUGUAUCACAUGUAUGUUUGGGACAGUGUGACUGCUCUUACUUGGGUGUCGUAUUUGCCCUGGGGGGGUUGGUGUGAAGUAUCAUCUGCCUAAUGAGAGUUGUGUUAUAGAUGUUUUGUCACCUGUCACUGGGAUGUUUGUUGUAGAACGUGACAGACCCAGCUCAUGCCUCAGGAUUUGGCAACAGAAUUGUGAGAUUUAAAGAGCUGUCUCCUAAAAUGAGGUGAUGGUGUCAUGGUGAUGUGGAAGAGAUCCUGUGAUCCAUUUUUGUGCACAGUUUGUUUCCAUUCUUCUAUUCAGUUUCCUUUGCAGUUGGCAAUAUUGUCACAUCACCCCUGGUAGCAAAUGAUAAUUGGUACCCCCAACCAUUCUUCUGCAAUAACAAAUGUGAUAAUUACAAGGGCUUUGUGAUUCUAUGUAUACAUGUCGGUCUAUGAGCACAGAUCAUGCGUAUUCAUGUCUACGCUUAUCACCUCCAAUAUUAAUCUGGCUCAUAACAGUUUGGUUUAAUGCUUUCUUCUGGUUAUAUAAUGCAUCAUGUAAUAAUUUAGUGUUUCUGCAUUUUGUCAUUCAGCUGCUGGGGCAGACAAAUUUGUUAGACAAAUAACUCCUUUGAAAGUUGAACUGUAGAAUGACCUAUUAUGUUAUGCUAGUGUUACAUAAAUGUUCCUAGAGAACAUGUGAGCUUUGAGUGCAUUGAUGGACAUUAGGUAGCUCUCCAGUUGUUGAUUUGUAAAAUAAGCUAUUCAGCAGGAGUUUAUUCUUCGGUGAUUGAACAUGUAUUUUGAGGUGUGGAUUUUGCAGCUAUAUAUAACUUGGUGUUGCUUAUUCAAUAAUUUUUAUUGAAUGAUCUGACCACUUUACUUUUGCAAAAUUUUGGUUUGCGUGUGUGACUAGUGCAAUAUAGUUAUGGUGGCCACUUGAGAUUAAUGCUGUUCCUACAGUACAUUAGCAUGUGAAAACAUAUAUGCAUUUGAGUUCAGUCCAUAUUAGUGUAUUCUUCUCCCACCGCAAACACUUAAAUUAACACUUCCACCACCCAUAACUAACUUAAUCUCAAUGAAGUUGUUAUGGGCGCAAGAGUGCGUGAGCAGCGUCUUGCCUUCAGGCAUUAAUACCAUUUUCCAAUGGUUUACCAGUAGCAUUGGUCUCUGUGUCUGAUUGCUAUGUUUCUUCUUCUGGCCACCAUCCACUCCAGGAAUGUUUGCUGUGGCUGCCGGUGAUGGGCAGAGAGCGACAGCUGACUCUUCUUUUCACUAUUUUUUUCAUCCUGUUCCCGGUCAUAAAAUAGAUUCAAUUAUUGAAUCUGUUUUAGUACAAAGCCCCCAAUACAUGCAAGCAGCCGUUAGUAGUGCUGGGAUUGCAAAAUGUAAACAGUGUUACAUUCGCAAGACUGCAGGGGCAGCAUAUAUGCUCCAAAAUCACUUCAUUAUAUGGUCACUUCAGGCACCAUAACAAUGUAAUCACAAUUAAGUUUUUUUUAUGGUGGGUGUGCCGUUUUACCCAAGAGGCUGGACCAUAACAGUUUAACUUUAAAUUUCCAAGAAGGUGCCCGUUUGCUCUGCCCAGCUACUUUUACUAUCAAAUUUAUAGAUUGGAAGAAAAACCUGUUAAAAUAUAUAUAUUUUUUUUUUAUCAGCUGUCAAUCAUAUCUUUGGCGCAGACUCUCUCUGCUGAGGAAUUGAUUGGUAUAGAGAGCAGAAGAGACUGAUCCUUCUGCUCUUGACCCUUAGCAACCACAGCGCAUGUGCUUUGGUUGCUAUCCUAACUCCUUAGCCUGUGCUAGGAGCAUAGAAACGGACCCUUCAGACGCUGGCAGCAAAGCCACCAUGUCACUGUCAUAGAGGAUAUUUUGUUCUGCUUGAGCAAAUCAGUGAAGUGGCUGCAUGGAGUGCAUGUUGAUCAGAGGUUGGUGUUACAGAACUCUCUGUAGUGAAAUCAUGGUGUGUGAUAGGAGAAUUAAGCAAGAGGGUGACAGGUUUCCUUUAAUACUUGUACGUAAUUUAAUAAUUUAAGACAUCUUAUCUAGAAAGUUGACACCUCAUGGUAGAAUUGGGUCAUUCUUUUGGGAAAGAAGAUUCUUUUAUGUUUAUAAAAAUUAGAUUGUCCUAAGAGCUGUGUAUUGCUUUCUAUUUUGAUGUGAUAAAGUUUUGGUAUCCAAAUCAUCUUCUCAGAUCAACCACCCAAUAGUCAUUCUAUGCACCAAAAUUUAAAUCCGUUGAUGAUCAGAUAUAAAAAUAAUUCCUCUGUGUCAUAUAUAUAUAUAUAUAUAUAUAUAUAUAUAUAUAUAUAUAUAUUUUUUUUUUUUAUUUACACCAAUUGGCUCCAAUAUAAAACUGUUUUAGUAGGUAAAAUAUAGUUGGGUCAUAUUUUUGGAGAAAAGUCUCAAGAAAUCCACCUGGAUACAUAUCUUCCAACAUUCUUUCCAAGAUUGCUACUGCUAACAUUUUCUUCCAUGGCAGACUUACUAAUUCUCUCCCCAUGCAUAUUUGUGUCUCUUGGUUUUUUUUUGUUUUUGUUUUUUUUUUUAUUUAUUUUUUUUUUAUCAGCAGCUCCCCACCAAAACUUUCAUUGACUGUGCUCAAGAAAAUCUUUCUUUUAUCUAACCACAACACAUGACGAGAGACCGCUCAUAGCCAAGUCAUCUUUUUCUAAUAGUGUACCAUUCCCACUUGUGUAACAUUCGCAUUCUAACAUCCAGGCAACUAUAUAUGUAAAUGUCACUUUGUAAUACAGAUCCUACUUGUUGAUAUUGUCCUUUUGUUUAGUGUCAUUAAAAAAAAAAUCUCUAAGACUCUGUAUCUUUUUAAAGGAACACUAUAUCUUACUGGAAUGCUUUGUGUUAAGUGUGUUCUUUUGGUUUUCAUUUUGCAUGAGAGAUUUCAAGAGAAGCUGGAACUUUUUACAAUUUAGCAUUGUUACACUCCCUUGGCUGUCAAUCAGGCAUCUGGUUGUGUUAAUCCCUGGCAGUUUAGCUAUGUGGAGCUAAACUUAGUAGGCGGACAAUACCCAGAGCAACUGCCUUGCAAAAACUUUUCAUUGAGCUGCAUUGGGAAGGCUGCGAUUGGACAGCCACAGACAAUUUGAGUGGAGUUAGAAGAGGAGGGCUUACCAUGGCUGCAGAUUUGGCAAGUUGUCUUUAGAUAUACCCCAGUGAAAAAAUGCAUAAGUGUUUUGGUUUUAAUUUGGGGUAUAUCUACUAUAAAGUCAUUAGAAUUGUUUUUGGGCAGUAGAGUAUCUUUAUGUGGUUUUAAAGAUGACAACCCAAAUAAGAUUAUUUUGGGUAUAUCCGAUUUCAUUACUUUAAAAACAGUAUAUCUGCGUGAUUCCAACACUUUAAAUUCUGUAACAUGCUCUUUAUAUGGAUCCUCUGGAUUUAUCACAGUGAUUAUUUAAUCCGCAAAUAAGGUCAUUGUUCUAUAACACUGGUCGUCUAUCUGUCAUGCUAGACUGAAGACAUAUUUUCAUUUAUUUUCAUAUUCUCGUGUAUAACACAAUAGUACACAUUUUAAUUCUUAUAUAUGUAUGUUUUCCCUGCCUGAAGAUUCAUAAUCAUUUGGUGUUUUUUGUCCAGGUUUUAAGAUCCUGUUUUCCUUUUCUAGGCAAUCUCCAACACUGAGCUAAGAGUGGUGGUACUUAGAAAUAAAAUGUAUGUAGCGUUCCAUUUGCCCAAAAGUCAGUCCCAGCUUGGAAUACCCUCAAUACUUAUGUAUUUACCUUUGUUACUACACCUUCACUUAAUCAUAGACGUGUGUGUGCCACUCAAUCUAGUCAAGGCAUUUUUCCAUCCUUUUAUAUCAAUCUAUAUAUUAUUUCUUAAGGGGACACUACACAUUAUAACCGCUCCAACUCAAUAAAGGGAUUAUGCUGGUUGAAGGUUACAAUAUAUUUGAGUGGUUUAAAACUGAAGGUCUCUGGGUGCACAGUCCCUUUCUGCAGUGAUGGGCAACAGUAAUUGGCUGGUGAGUUUGGUUAAGACGUAGUGUAAUGCCCAGGAAUAAAUCAGAAAAGUCUUAAAGAGUACAGGGCACCAUAAACACUCAAUCUCAUUUGAGUGGAUAAACUUGUGUUAAACUGUUUUUAAAUUGGUUUAAUUAUGAAUGAAUGCGGUCAGAUCCCUCUGUGCUUCUCAGGCUAAUGCUUCUGCAUUCAUCUGAACAGCAGUGAUAGACUGAGAUGUUCAACCUAUCACAAGCACACGUUUCUUCUAUGAAUUGCUACAGCUAAAGUGGAGUCUAAUUUCUGCCUACCCCUACUUCUAUCAGGGGGUGGGCUGCAUGGGACCCUUACUCAAUGUAAACCUUUUGAAAACGAUUCAACACUGACCAAAGAGAGCGCCAUGGGACUCGGUACUAUAUCCACUUUAUUGAGGUGAAAUGGUUAUAGAGUUUAGCCUGUCCUUUUACAUUUUUCCUAUAUUGACACUUUUAGAUUUUUCUUCACUUUUUUUUUUUAUUUUUUAUUUUUUUUUGUACCAUUGUUGUGGAGCCACAUUAUUAUGACCCUAGAAAUUCCUUCUCUGAGUCCUUUGGGUUUUCUGCCAACAUUCCAUUUUAACCUAAAGGGAAACUACAGUGCUAGGUAAACAAAGUUGUUUUACUAGCACUAUAGUGCCCCCCUUCCUCGCGCCCACCCACCCCAGUGCUGAAAGUAAAAACCCCUUUAUCACUUACCUGACUCCUGCACCGAUAUCCCUCAGCACCUAAUGUGUAUGUGUGCCGAGCGGCUCAAUCGCUUUAGGAUUUCCCCCAUCGGAAUGCAUUGUAUAAUGCUUUCCUAUGAUGUUUUGGGUGAUGCCCUCAUGCAGAGCAGUUAUCAGAUGGCCAAAAGUCGCCGAACCACCCGGAAGUCCCUCUAGUGGCUGUCUGGUGGAGCUAUCCCUGCAAGGUAAUUAUUGCAGUUUCUCAAAAAUUUCAGUUGCGGGGUAAAGGGGCAGUGCACCCAGACCCCUUCAAUGAGCUGAAGUGGUCUGGGUGCCUAUAGUGUCCACUUAAAUAUAUAGACCUCAAUUUUUUUUUUUCCUGAGUAAUAAUUUUAUAGAUCUUUGACUCUGUUGGUGAACCAUCCUUUUAUAUGUGUAAAUUUUGGAUGCUUUAUUACCCCAGACGUAUUGUAGAUAUAUGCAGGUAAUGUUGAAUAGAAUUCCAAGGUUUAUAAAAAGGCAAUGUUAUAAAACUUUUCAAUGUGGAAGAUAAUUAUUAGCAUCACAUAUUGGAUAAAUUGGAUAAAACAGCCAGUAUCUAAAGUAGCUGGAUGCAGUAGAUUGGGAAUAUUGUUGUAUAUAAGAAGAGGUUAAAGUAACAGCAGAUCUGUAUUCAAUUUUCUACGGCUAUCUGCAUUCUAAUUCAUAUCCAGGGUACACCAUGCAGCUGUCACUGCUACCAGUUAUCCUUAACAGCACUGCUGUGCUCCAGACUUUGCAGGUUUAUACAUCACUGCUCGGGACUGCAGUGUCUCUCUUAUUCAGGACUUUAAUUCAUGCCCUUAGGAAGUGAUUCAUUGCCUUCUCAAAGCAAUGUAUUGAAUGUGUUCAUCAAGUGCAGAGUUUUGUUUAAUAUUUGAUAGAUACAUUGUUCAGUGACACUGAAGGACAGUGUGUUUGCUCUGCUUUUUCAAGUGCAGACUUGGAGCUGACAGUACCUGGUGACAUGGUCUAAGUUAAAUGGAAAUUCCACCCAAAAAGUGUUACGUGUAAUACUUUUUCUAAACCGUGUUGGAUGUUUGCCGUUGCACUCUUCUAAUACACAUGAAUUAUUUCAUAAAAAUGUGCUGGGAGCAGCAUUUUUCUUUAUGUAGUACACCUGAGGCUUGUUGUUUGUUUGUCUCAUGUGGUUAUGUCAGCAUAAACUGUCUCUUGCUUUUAGUCAGGUAUUGGAUUGCCUGAAAGUCAUGCAUGAGGAGUUUACUUUAUUAACCAAGUUGGACUGCACAUUCUUUCAGGUCGGUAGCUUGUUUUGAGCAGGUCCUUCACCUCUUGUCCCUGUUAAUAUUCUGUAUGGCAUGAACUUGUCAAAUAUCCUUGUUUUGUAAUUGGAGAGCAUUGCUGAAUGUCGGCACUUUAUAAAUGCUAAUAAUUAAAAAAAAAAAAAAAUAAAUACUUUUGCAUACUUGUAUUUGUGUUUUUUUUUUUUGUCGGUUUGUGUUGUACAAUAAAAUUAUUUGUUGUACUUGGCUUCUAGCCAGGCCUUAAAGUAUUUAUGCAAACAGAAGCCAUGGUAUACCUUCUGGGGGUGAAUUUCUACUACUGCUUCACAACUAGUGGUAGUGGAAAUGUUGAGCCCUGAUAACAUUUUAAGUAACAGGCAUUACUAUGAUUUGAUGUUAUGGUUUCUUCUGGAUUAACUUCCAUAAUCCAUCCCUGGUAGAGGAAACCACAUUACUGUUGUACUUUGGUGAAUCUGUACAAAAUGUGACCUGUGGGAGAUUCAAUAAGACUGAGAUCCAAUGGAGAUCCUUUUGUGUCUAUGCAGUGAGGAGUCUCUAGAUCAGUGCCUUAAAAAGGUGUCUUUUCCCAUCAGCCAUCAUGAGUGGUACAUACUUUAAGUUUUUCUGCUUGCUACAUUUUGCAAAAUAGCCACUAGCAGUCUAUCUUAUGGUUGACUGGGAGUUGUCAUUGAAAUUCCCACACAGUCUGCAUGACUUUCUUCUUAAAGGAACAGUUUAGGUAACAUAGCAACUUAAUUGAAAUGAAGUUAUGCCAGGCAAUUCCUGGUCCUCACUUUAUGGGGUUAAACCAUUCUCGAAAGGUUUAACCCCAAAGUCUGUGUUUCAGCGCCACAUUUCACUGCCUCUCUGCCCUUCCAUGUUCUAAAAAUCUCUAAACUGUAAGGCUCUGGCAGCGGUGCCACUGAUUGGCUGAGAGCGGUUAGCUGGUGCUCUCUGUCAAUCCAUGAAGCCCCCUUCAUAAAACUGGUUUGAAAACAUACGUUUCUUUUCAAGCAAGUUUUAUGAAUGGGAGUCACUAAUUGGUUUAGAGCGUCAUAAUGCUUUAAUCCAUUAAGGUGAGCUAGCCCCAGGGACCUCCUGACACCAUAACAAAUUCAUUUUAAAGAUGAGGUUAUGGGGCUCGGUAUCCCUUUAAGGAUUCUAUCUUUAUAAAAAAAAAACUCAAAUUUGACCAAGUUGUUAUCAAGUAUGGCUUUUAAAGGAAACCUAAUUAUUUUUUUUUCACAAAGGUAAUUGGAAGUGUUUGCUAAAUAAAUGAUUUGAAAUUACAAGCAGAGUUUUGUAGAUCUACAGCAUUCAUGAAUAUAACUGGUACAUUUUCAGUAGCUUAAUUUAAUAAUUUACUUAUGUUGUGUACAUUCCAAAUUGCAUGGUCCGGUUAUUCUGGUAGAUUAUUAAAAUAUAUUUUGAAACUUGCAACCCCACUUCUGGAAUAGCUUUAAGUAGCGAUCAAUUUCUGCUCACCCACUAGCUAUUGGUGAAUGGAAAUCUAACUUUUGCUAGUAUGGGAUUAAUUUACCUAUGGCUGUGACAAUCUUCAGUGCUGAUUAAAAAUACACAAAACAAAGUUAGUCCCUAAUUUGUCUAGUGAUAUCUUUUUGACUGUGUUGGAAUUUCAUUGAACUUUCACCUCUGUCAAUGUAAGUAUUUCAUCAUCUAUAGUUUAUUGUUACCUAUCUAGAUGUCUGUCUGCCCCCCUCAUUUUUCUCCGCCCUUGUGAAGGUUUGAAAUGUGUUAUUUAUCUUUCAGCUCUUACUGUACUGCUCCCCAUUCUGCCACUGUCUCAUUGGCUGAGAUCACUAAGAUUGAUCAUCUCUGCCAAUCUAACACUUAAAGAAGGGUUGGGUGGCUAGUGUGCGCAUGCACUGGAAAAUACACUGCUGCGUCAAUCAAAUACUGCUCUAGGAGAGGUAUACUGCGCACAGACCACUUCAAUGAGAAGUGGUGGUUGUGACCACCUUUAAUGUCUUUUUAAGCUGUAGUUGUCCCUUUAAGAUAUUAAACCCUUAUGUCCCACCCAGACAUCUCAGGCUAUAAACUGCAGCCAUUGCCACUCCUCCCCCCCUCCCCAAAUUGAAAUUCACAUUUUGUGUUUUCUGUGUUUUAAGUAUUUCUUUUCUGUGCUAUCUGUGUUUUUUGUUUUGUUUUCAAAUUAAUAAAAUUUUCUCUACACAAAACAAACCAGUAACAUUGCAUUGGCUGGUAAUGAUUCUACAUGCAUGCAAAUUUAAUAAACCACACCAUUUAUGGUUUACUAGUGAAAAUGACAGCCCAAUUAAACCCAAUUAAUACAGAGAAUAUCCUAAGUAUGUCUAUUAAUUUCAUUAUUGAUUACUGCUGGUUCCCGACAGCCAGUAGAAUGAUUGCUUUCUGUGUAUGAGGUUAUUGAAAUAUCAUAGUGUCUGCGCGCUGUAUAAUGUGCUGUGUAGUACAAAAUGUUCAGCACUUUGUGACCUGCUUCUGCUUUACAGAUUUUUGUAUAUUAUGGUUAAUACAAUAUAAACAUAGAAAAAAAAGAUGGAAAAACAAACUAACUUUUUUUUUUCUAUCUUCUUUGUUGCCGUUGUACAAAGUAAUUAACAAAUACAGGUGGCUAAAUGUAUAUUAAAAAAACAUACAAAUGUAUUAAAUCACCUCACGCUCCCCCAACAAUGCAAAAGAGACAUACAAAAAUGGUCUCAAACACACAUCUCAUGGCUAGGAAAAAUCAACGCAUACAAGAUGAUGUUGCCUAAGAUACUCUACAUAUUCAGAAUGCUCCCCAUCCAGGCCCCACAAACACUCCUCAACUGACUGCAAAACAUCUGCAGCUCAUUCAUAUGGGGAAACAAAAAAACACGCAUAUCCCGCACCUUACUCUAUAAACAUCCAAAAAACGGAGGAGUAGGGCUACCCGAAAUAGGCCAAUAUUACAAAGCCACAAUGUUGGCAUCAGGCAUAUUGAUACUCUCAGAAAAAGGUAAUAUUCAAUGGGUGGACAUGGAAAGAGCCCAAUGGACAAAAAUGCGACACUCGACUUCCUAUGGACACCGAGGAAACAUAGACCAAACAAGCCAAACCUAUUCCCGACCACGACACUGACAGUCCAUAUUUGGUCAAAAUUCCUAGAUACAAUGGGAGCCAAAGAAAAAUUCCACCCCAAUGCACCACUAACAGCACUAAGGGCCAUAUCACCUGACAUGCGUAUCCAGACAUGGUCACAUGCAGGUAUUACGCACAUUCACCAAUUAUUACAAUCACAAGACGUAAUGACCUUCAUAGACAUACAACAGAAGUGGGAAUUACCAGCAAACACUAUUUUCACAUACCUACAACUAAAAGGGAUCAUCACCACACACGUAAACAGAAAACAACAAAACCCUAGCCCAAGCCCCUCUUCAGCAAAAGCGAUAAUAGAAAGAUGCUGGAAGGGCCCUAUGAAAAAGAAAAAUAUUUCCCUAUGCUAUAAGGCCUGGGAUGAUACCCUAACCAACACUACACCGCACUGCAAAACAAAGUGGGAAACAGAAUGCGCUAUCCAACUCACAGAUAAUGAAUGGAUCCACGCACUGAAUGACAUAGCUAAAUGGACUAAGUGCUACACCCAUAUAGAAGCACAUAGAAAAUUGCUGUACAGAUGGCAUUUAACUCCACACACACCCCACAAAAUCUAUCCCAAUACAUCCACCCUCUACUGGAGGUGCUCAGCAGAGACAGGCACGCACACACACAUGGUGGUCAUGCCCCAACAUCCAACACCUUUGGGUAGAAGUACAAAACACAUUAAGUGCCCUCAAGGUUCCACACACCAGGAUCACCCUUGAAUUAUUCCUGCUUAUGCGAUUACCCCCAUCAUUUGAAUAUGCACACAAACAACUGAGUGCAAUCAUCAUUUUGGCAGCCCGUAACUUGAUAGCCUGCAAUUGGAAAUCCACAUUCUGCCCAAACAAAGCCAAACUAUGGGACAAAAUACAACAAUACUAUACAUACGAACGUAUGGCCGCCCCAGACGCAAAAACAGCACAAAUACUCCACACAACCUGGGUAAUUUUACACGGCAACAACCAGUAAAAGCUAUGUGACAGACAGACACCCACAACUAGUGACGGCAAAUGGAAUAGAUGCCUAUGACAAGCAAAUAAUAUAAUAUACCGAAAGCACAAUGAGGGUAUUAAACAAUACCGCAAAUGUGUAUACUCCCUCACGCAACCAAACUAUGUAUAGGAACUCUUGUAUGCAUUUACUUGUUACCGUACUAUAUGUUAUACUUAUUGUUACCUUUGUAACCAAAACCAUUGGUAUUCUUGUGAUGCCAUAUAUCACCCACUGUUCACUCCCUUGUAAACGAUGAAACAAAAUCCUAAUAAAAACCAUAUUGAAGAAAGUAAAAAAACAAACAAAACAAAACAAAAAAAACCAUACAAAUGUGAUGCGCAUAAACAUCUCUAGUGCCCCAGAGUGAAAAGAUCACUGAUGUGUAAAAAAAAAAAAUAAAAAAAAUCUACUUGCCAGACAAGUGUAUUUAUAUAAACACUUGUUUUUCUACAACGUUACCCUUAAUGGGAGUUUUAAGGAAAUUUUUUUAUUUUUAUUUCUGGUAUAUACACUACAGUACAUUGUUUGGUUGCUUUGUUUGUUGUGGUUUAUUUUAUUUACUUUAUUUUUUAUUUUUUUUGGUUACUGCUCAGAUACUAGAUCCGACAUGCAUCACUCAUUGUAAAUCCGUGAUAUCUAAGCUUGGCUCUCCAGAUGUUCUGAACUGCAUUUCCCAUGAGGCUCAGCUUGCCCCUCCUCAUUACCCAUUCUGGUGUACAUAUAUAGGUUCACAGUGAAAAGGCACAGGUGGGCCUAAACCGUUUUGCAGAGACAUGGAAUGAUUUAUGGGUCAUGUUAUUUAAUAAUUGAUCAUAUUUGUUCAUAGAAAAAAAUGAAAUGAAAAUCCAUGUUGGUGGCACUCACCACAAGUGUCUUUUAUUUUUUUUUUUUUCUUGUGAGAGGAAGCUUCAUUGGCGACUUUAACUGUGGAAUGUAAUGGCAGUACAUUGGUGAAUGCAUCUGAAAUGGUACAUGCCAUGAUAUUUAUGUACUAUAUGAUAUCCUGCUGAACUCACCAGGCAGGAAUUUCCCUGUUCUAUCCAUGUAGGAAAUCUCUUAACAAUCUCGGGACAUAUGAUGAAGGAAAUUUGAAGGGUAGGAGUGUUUUGAACCCAAAGAUAUUGAAGAAACUGGAUAGUCGGCCAAUUCUGCCAUUGCUCAGAAUUAGUAAAUGGAUGACUCAAAAUGAACCCCCGCCCACAUAAAUCUGAUUGAUGAAAUACUAAUAUACUACAAUAAUCCGUAUUAAGAGCUAUGCCUUGUUGGAAAGAGCUGUGGGUUUAUGCACUAUUUAACCGAUACAUUUUUUUUCAUAUUAAAGUAUUUUGUUUAUUAUAUUGACAAGAUGAUGCGUUAAGAAUUAGUUUUCACAUCCGUUUGCUUGGUAUAGAUUUAUAUGUAAGAAUGUAUCCAUUGAUCCAAAAUAUACUGUAAGAAUGCUUGGAAUCAUGGGCGUCUUCUUCCAUGGGCGUCUUACUCCAAACUAACUUUGAUCAGGGUUAAUGGAUUUUAUGAAAUGAUGGCAAAUGUAUGUUGAUAUUUUUCCAUUCAGAUUAGAGGCAGUGCAUUAUGACACGGAUUUCUAAUCUGGAGUAAAAAUAAGGCAGGCAAACGUUCACACUUUUUAGAACCUCCCACAAAUCUCUAGCCCAGAAAAUGGUGUUGCGCUCCCCCAAAUCUCCUCUGUCACUAUAAAGUGCAUUUAACACCCAAGCUCCCCAGUUCUUUGCCUGCCUCUGGCAGAUGAGGUAUUCAGGCAUACCCCUGUCUAAGCAGCAGCAAAGGUGAGGGAGCUACGGCUCGGGAGGCUCUGCUUCAGGUCUGUUGUAAGAGUGCAGUGUUUUUUUUGUUUUUUUUUUUUGUUUUUGUUUUUUUGUGUGUGUUUUGUUUAAGAUAUGUUUAAUUUUUGUUUUCCUGGUCAACGUGGACAAAAUAACUUUUCUUUUUGGGUCAAUGUGUUUUUUUUUAAUUCUACAUUUUAUAUGAUUACCGUCCAACCCUUACUAAAAGAGAAGCUAAGUGGAUGUUUUCGGGUUUGCUCACUUCACUAGUACACUGAUGGUUAUUGAUCUACUCAUGCAGGAGUCAUGUUUUGCUCGGGGCAGAGUUAUGAAACUGCCGCUGCCAGCAGUGUUGAUAGGUGUUUGGUGAUCUGCUCCUAUUGUUGUAGUAAAAAAUGUUUCCCAUAUACUUUUAAAAGAGCACUAUAGUGUUAGGAAUACAUCUUUGUAUCCUUAACACUAUAGGAACCCUUUGGCCUCCCCAGGCAAUAUAAAGACUCCAAUAACUCUCUAUGCUGGGUCGAGUUACUCUUAUGCCAACGGAGCAAUACGCCAUUUUGCAUGACCGAAUUCUGCUCUUUGUCUACAAUUUUGUGCACCAACCUGAAAUUUUGUUAGUUUUUGGGGGUUAUCUGGUGGAAGUUAUAUUAAAAUAAAAGUCAUAACUGUUUGUUUAUACACUUGGUUUAUGCUAGAAUAAAUAUAUAUUUUUUUAUUUUUUUUGCGAUUAAUGUAGAAGUAUUUUAUUUAAUAACAUAAGCUCUACUGUAUUGUGGCCAAUAAAACCAACAAUCCUACAUUAAUUCCAUUUUCAAUAAAAAUUAAUCUUUCAAGAAAAAUGUCGAAUAUUUUUCAUUGGCUGUACCUCCUAAAAAAAAAAAAGUGGUUUUCUCUAGUUCCUGAUCUGCCUUAGUAAUACAAUCGAUCUCAGAGAAUUUUUUUAUUAUCUGUAAAUAUGAUUUUGUUUAGAAAGAGAGGUAGUGUUCAAGUAUACAAAUUGUAUCUAUUAAAUGGCACAUAUUCUUUGUGGUUGUUCCAUGUAUACAUUAUGUGUGUAUUCUAAAUUUUCCAGGUAGGCCUGCACUUGUUUUGUUGGCACUGGAGUUGAUAUUUUUUUUUGAGGAAAAUCAGUCUGUAUAUAUAAUGGAUAUUUCUAGAUUCUGUGAGAAAUGAAUGAAUAUAUGGCCGUGUUCUAGGAAUACUAUAUUUCCCAUCACAUUGGAUAUCUACAUCCUGAUUUCUUGCGUGCACUCUAAAUUUUCUUCUUUAAUGUAAAUUGAAAUUGAAUAGGAAAGAAAUAUCAGAUGAUGUAUGAUUUUAUCCACAUGAGUUUUUUUUUUUUUGUUUUUUUUUGUGUGUGUGUGUUUCUCUAGAAUUCAGAUGUGGGCAUAUAGCAUUUGUGGAUUUACAUAUGAAUGUGUGCAGUGUGGCUAUUAGGCUGUGUUAUGUGUGUCUCCAGGCAACAAGUGGAUCAGAUGCUCUGAUUCUUCUAGGAAACUGCAUAGCUUCUAAAAGACACACUAAACUGCUCCAGGUCUCAAACACGUCACUCUUCCCAGUCCCUGCACAUGAUAUUCAGCUUGUCUUCCUACCGCCUCCAUAAUAUCCAACCAAAUAUUAACAUUUGUUUUUUACCUGUUCUCUCCUGUUCAAUGUUCAACAAUACAGUGUUCUCAUUUUUAUUUUAAUAAUCUGUGGCCCCAGCAUUUUGCGUCUUCUUUCUUUUUGGUAUUGUAUCGUGAGAAUACCAUUUUCCUGCCUUAGCGUUUGUUCCAGAUCACAGCUAACCUCUAUAAUAUUUCUAUAUACAAGCUUAAAAUGACUUUAACAUUUUUAUUUAUCAAUAAUUCUCCUGUUAUCGUGUAUAUUUAUUUAGUCAAAAAAACAUUUAAUUAUGUUUUUGCAUACCACCCUUUUGGAACUUUCUAACCAUUAGUUCUCUGAUAAAAUUAAAAACAUUUCUUCAACGAACAAGUAUCACAUUUGUUUAUUUUUCUUAUUUUUGGUUAAAUAUGCUGGCCCACUUGGCUAAAACAUGCAAAGAUUAUUGAGUGGAUCUGCUAAUUUAUUCUUUCUUCAAUGGCUUUAAAGACAUAAAAACACAGCAUUUAAGAAACUAUUUUUGUUGCUAUGGCAACUGGGGCUGUACGUUUCAAAUAUUUUAAUAUUUGAAUAAUCCCUUGUCUGCAAUUGAUUCCAUAGAAUGUUGUAUAAAGACUCAUUAUCAUUGCAUCAAAAUGCUCAAUUACUUAAGCUACUAAAAUAGUAUUUAAAUUAUUUAAAUUGUAGCAUCGCUAGCAAAAGAUUUAGCCUGUCACUAGCCUCUAGUGUCACAUGGUCGCAGACUGUUAAUGUGGCCUAGCAAAAAUAACAAUGCUUCAACAUUUGCCAUCAAGUGGCAUUGUCACUCUACUCUUUUUCUUUUUUUUUUUCUAAUUUCAUUCCACUAUUGUCUUUCUAUCCUCCCCACACUUUUUUAAUUAUUUAUAAAUCCUCCUUAUUUUUUAUACAUUAGAUAAAGAGAGGACUUAUUCUGUUCAGUGGUGCUUAGAGGGUCACUGUAGCCAUUAGAACCAUGAUUUAGCAAACUAUUUUCAAGCAGUUUAACACCUAAUGGCUGUCCUUGGCUCUUAUAGCCCUGACAACACUGGAGGUAAAGCUGAGGCAUAGAUUACACACUUCCUUGUAGCCAUACUGAUUCGUAUAUGAAUGAGCACUAUGAUAGGCUGAAAGUAGACAGCUGACACUCUGCAAAUCAUAAUGCUUCUUUAGCCAGAGCAGCACAGGGUGGUAUGGGCGCCUGGGGAUUUGUAUUAGGGUUAAAAUAUUUUUAAUAUUUUUUAACAAUGAAUGAAAAGAUGGUGCCAGGGGUUCCAGAUACUGUAGACACUUUGGUGAGAUGAAGCAGUUACAGUGCCUUCAGUGUUUCUUUAAAGGGACACUAUAGUCACGCUUCAGGCAUUUUCAUGUAAACAGUGCCUUGUCAGAGAAAAGGCAGUGUUUACAUUGCCCCUAGGGACUUCUCCAGAUGGCCACUGGAUGGGGCUUCCUGGCUCAGGGCUGCACAGUAAGCAGCUCUGCCUUUCAGCGUCCCCACACUUUGCAAGGAGACGCUGAAUUUUCCUCACAGAUGUAUUGAUUCAAUGCAACUCUAUGAGAAGAUCCUGAUUGGCCAAAAUGGCAGUUGGCCCGACCCUGUGCUGAUUUUUAGCCCAGCACUGCACUGGAAAUAUGGUGAGUUUUAAACUUUUAUAGGGGGGGGCUAUGGGUGGGUAAGCCACCUAAAUGGUGGGUUUAGCACUAUAGGGUCAGGAAUACAUGUUUGUGUUCCUGACCCUGUAGCGAUCCUUUAAGCAUUCCCUUGUGAAUGUAAUUUACCCACAAUCUUUCAGCUGAAAGAAUCCCACAGAAGAGCAAAAUACAGACACCAGACUUUCUCCGGCUUGUGAGCUUGGUUUGUGGGGUGAAGACUAAUCUUUUUCGUCAAGUUUGGGACUUUUAAGGGGUAGAAUAAAGAUGGAAGAAAAACAAUGACAAUAUCUAAUUGUACGUAUUUUAAUUUUAUUUUACAGGUCUUUAGUUUGCCUUCGAGAUGUACUUCUGUGGCGCUCAACUAAAAUGUGUGGUAUAAGCCAAAAGUGUAAAAAAAAAAAAAAAAAAAGUUUAAAUUAGAACUAUCAUUGAUUUUAUAUACAAGCUGUUAAAAGAUCACUAUAGGGUCAGGAACACAAACAUGUAUUCCUGACCCAAUAGUGUUAAAACCACCAUCUAGCCCCCCUGGGCCUCUCAUGCAUCCAUAAAUAUAGCAAACUCUUACUGUAUUCAAGCCAGAAGCUGUAGAUCUGCAUGCUGUUUGACUCAAAAAAAACAAGCAGGCUGCUGACAUCAUCAGAAGUGGUAGCCUGAUCCAAUCACAGUGCUUCCCCAUAGAAUUGGCUGAGACUGACAAGGAGGCAGAUCAGGGGCAGAGCCAGCAUGAUUCAAACACAGCCCUGGCUAAUCAGCAUCUCCUUAUAGAGAUUAAUUGAAUCAAUGAGGAAAGUUCAGUGUCUGCAUGCAGAGGGAGGAGAUACUGAAUGUUUGGAUGCAUUUUAGGCAGCCAUGACCCAGGAAGAAUCUCUAACAGCGAUCUAAGGAGUGGCCAAUGAAGUUAUCACUAGGCUGUAACGUAAACACUGCAUUUUCUCUGAAAAGACAGUAUUUACAGCAAAAAGCCUGAAGGUAAUUAUUCUACACACCAGAACAAAUUUAAUAAGCUGUAGUUGUUCUGGUGACUAUAGUGUCCCUUUAACAUCUAUUGCCUCUUUUUUACUUAAUUAUUUUUAGUUUAAAGCUGUUGUCUGUUUUGUUUUUUAUUAUUAUUUUUAUUUAUUUACAUUGAAAGCUUGCAUUUCCUUGCACAGACAGAGCAUCAUGUAAAUGAAUUGGUAUACCAAUAUCUGCAGAUGACUGAUACUUGCUUCAUCUGUGCGAUUAUUGGUGCGAGGGAACAGCAAAUUGUCACUUCUCAAGAAGUAACUGUUCCCUUUUAAUUAGAAAAAAAGAAUAUCUGCUGUGUAAAACUCAUGAUCUUCAGAGAACAGUGAUUGCUGCUUUGCCCCCCCCCCCCACAUAUUAAAAGAAACUCAAAAAACCCACAGAUACAUUUUUAUUUAAAUCCUAUUUACAUUGAUUGUGACUUAAUAGGAAGUGUCAUGGCUGCUCAUUUGCUUCUAUCCCUAUGUUAAAAUACUUUUAUUCGUGUGAAACGAUGGCUAUAAGUCGUGCUGCCAAUCAAUGAGACUGUACCGUGAAGAAGCUAGUUACUCUAAUACAAUGCACAUUUUGCUAACUGGUGGGAGAGCUUCUUGAUAUUGGCAAUUACAUUUUAAAUUAAUCUCUACUUACAUAAGGCAUUCAGUGUAUCCACAAAAGCAAAAAAAAAAAAAAACACUCUUAAAGGACCACUAUAGUGCCAGGAAAACAAACUCGCUUUCCUGGCUCUUUAGCAGGGGUCCUCAAACUCCAGCCCCCCAGAUGUUGCUGAAAUACAACUCCCAUGAUUCUUUGAAUUACACAGAUAGCCAGAGAAUCGUGGCAGUUGUAGUUCAGCAACAUCUGGGGGGCCGGAGUUUGAGGACCCCUACUCUAUAGGGUCUUUGGGUCCCCCACUGCUGCUGGGCUGAAGGGGGAGGAAGGGGAAUCUCCUCCCUCUCCUGACGUCAUCCGCCGCAUGUGCGGCAAGAGCCGCACGCGCAUUCAAUCAGUCCAUAGGAAAGCAUUUCUCAAUGCUUUCCUAUGGACGUUGGCGUCUUCUCACUGUGAAUUCACAGUGAGAAGCGUGGAAGCGCCUCUAGCGGCUGUCAGUGAGACCGCUACUAGAGUAGUGAAUGGCGAACCUUUUUGAGCCCGAGUGCCCAAACAAUAAUACAUGUCAACUUUUUUUUUCCUCAAAGUGGCAACACGGCAAUUAAACCUGAAUGCUGAGAUUUAAGUUCAGAAACAAAUUUUAAAUAAUGAUAUAAAUAGAUAAAAUUAAGCAUGUAUUUAUUAGUAUCUCCAACAAAUGCAAUGCAUACACACAGCUGAACACAUUCACACACAGACUGCUUAAUACAUACACACAGACCCACAGACUGCUUAAUACACACACAGUCCGUUAAAUACAAACACACACACAAAUACACACACAGUCCGUUAAAUACAAACACACACACAAAUACACACGCAGUCCGCUGAAUACACACGCAGUCCGCUUAAUACACACAUAUACUGCGUUGAGGGGUGCAGUGUAUGUGUUUGUGUGUGAGAGGGGGUAGUGAUGCUGUGUGGGUUGGGGAGGUAGGGGUGGUCUGUUGGGGGGGUAGGGUGUUCAGUUGGGGAAUACGGGUGCUCUGUUGUGGGGGGGGGUUUAAGAUACAUUAAAAACGUUAAAAAAAAUAAAAUAAAAAAAGCAUACUGAAUCAGUAUUUCCCCUCCACCCCCCCACCUUCAUCUUACCUUUUGGUGAAGGGGAGGGGGGGUGGGGGGGAACACAGCUAUCCCUGGGGUUCCGGUGGUGGUAAGUAUGUAGGACAAGAGAGCUGUUUCCUAGAUGCCUCCCCCCUGCUUCCGGUCCUGCCGACAAGGAAGCAGAGUAGGCGCCUGCCGUUUCGGGCAGGCAGGUGCCUACUCUGCAGUGAUGCCGAACCUACAGCCACGUGCCCACAGGGGGGGCCCGGCGUGCCACCGGUUCACCAUCACUGUACUAGAGGCUUGAUUAACCCGAAUGUAAACAUAGCAGUUUCUCUGAAACCUCUAUGUUUACAGCUGCAGGGUUAACCCUAGAUGGACCUGGCACCCAGACCACUUCAUUGAGCUGAAGUGGUCUGGGUGCCUAUAGUGGUCCUUUAAUUAAAGGGACACCAUAGUCACCAGAAUAACUACAGGUUAUUGUAUUUGUUCUGGUGAGUAUAAUCCUUCCCUUUAAGCUUUUUGCAGUAAACAGUGUCUUUUUAGAGAAAAUACAGUGUUUACAUUACAGCCUAGGGAUAACUCUACUGGAGGUGCUUCCUGGGGUAGUAUUGCACACUGCGACUGCUAUUCAGUGUCUCCACCCUCUGCAUGGAGACACUGAACUUUCCUUAUAGAUGUGCAUUGAUUCAAUGCAUCUCUAUGAGGAGAUUCUGUUUGGCUUGUGCUAUCUCUGCACCUGAUGUGCCUCCUUGACAAGCUCAGCCAAUCUUAUGGGAGAGCAUUGUGAUUUGUUCAGAGAAUCACUUCUGAUUAUGUCAGCCAAGCAAGCAGAUCAGGGGCAAAGCCAUCAGCUGCAGACUUGAAUGGAAGAAAGAUUUUACCAUAUUUAGAGGGUCAGGGGUUUAGAUGGUGGUUUUAACACUAUAGGGUCAUGAAUACAUGUGAAUGUGAUGUCAGCCAAGGAGUCAGGCCAGGGGCAGAGCCAGCACCAGCAGACUGGAAAUGGUAAGAUUUUACUGUAUAUAGAGGUCUACAUGUUUGUGUUCAUGACCCUAUAGUGUUAUAGUAGUUUAAUUCUGUACUUGGAUGCGCAUUUGAUGUGAAUAUUUUAAAGGGUUACUCCAAACAAAAAAAUGUUUUUAAAACACUGGUUUUGGUUACAGUAUGCCUUGCUGUGCUGGUGCCCCAGUCAUAUUAAAAAAAUAAAGCUAAAUAACCUCAAUCCAGUGCCAAGACAAAUUUUCUCCCUGCUGCCAGAUUUCCAAUGGCUUCCUAAGGUGGUGGGGGGCAGUGAUGGCAGAGUGAGUGGAGGACAUCGUCGGCACGGUCGGGGGCUUACUGCCAUUGGUUCUCUGGUUGCACAGAAUUCACAUUGGUUUUACGCAACUCUUGGUCGGGGCUGUCUAAUAACACCCCUAUGAUGUGGCCAGAGGUGGAGAUAUCCAGUGUUUCAUAUGUACAUACCCAAAUUUACACUCUGGAGACUUAACUGAAUACAAAUGAGUGUUUCAAAACCGUAAAAUGUAUCACUGUUGCUGUUGUAUUUGUGAGACAUUACUGAACACAAAUAUGAGUGUUUUAGAGCACUAAACUAUAUAAUGCUGAUUAUAUGAUCUGUGAAAGGGAAUAUUUUUAUUUUUUUUUGUGUGUGAAAAAUGCAAAAAAACUAAUUUGAAUGCCAACUUCCACGUAGGUGUCUAAAUGACAACUAAAAAACACUGGAUAUACUAGAUUUCGAAUAUCCUUGGUUGUCUAUUUUUCAAAUGGUAUGUCGUGAUGGGUGUAAUUUUCAUUCCUGGGCUGCCAUACAGUUUCAAAUGCAAAAUAUGCUGAGCAUACCAAUCGGGCAAAUUUCAAUGUGUAAAAAGUGAAAACUUUCCCAAACACCAUAAAACAUGUGCAUGGGGAGGUACUAUUGUACUUGUGAGACAUCGCUGAACACGUGCAUUUUAUUGCAGUAAAAGCGAACAGUAGUAUAAUUUAAAAAAAUAAAUAUUAUGUAUAUAUCUCUCUCUCAAACCAAACAUUGAAGGACCAUCCCUCAGAUCUACAUAUCUAUCAGUGUGGAUUGUACCGUCCAUGCUGUUAAACUCAGAGCUGGUCUUAUCUCUCUCUCUCUCAAAUGUGAGUGAUAUACUAUAUACAAUAUUGUUGUGUCCUGCACCUAGUUCCAUACGCUCUGCACCAUCACUGGUUAUUUUCUGCUUUUAUUUCAUAUACUCCCACUAUUUGAAGUCUGGAGAAGUUACCAGUUGAGAACAGACUUCAGCAAUUGUGGACUAAUUGGACUUUAUAUUGGCACAACCUAUUUUUUUUUUUUUGUGUAUAUUGUUAAACCCGUUUUCCUGGCACUGCAGGUCCCCUCUCCCUCCCACCUCCCCAUCCCAGGUUGCUGAAGCGGUUUAAACCCCUUCAGUGACUUACCGGAGUCCAUCACCGAUGUCCCUCGGCGCUUGCCCAGGUUCCGCCGACGUCAUCCGGCAGGGGAGACAGAUUGCGCAUGCGCGGCAAUGCCGCGCAUGCGCAUUAGACCUCCCCAUUGGAAAGCAUUGAAAAAUGCUUUCAAUGUUUCCCUUUGGGGAUUUUAGCGACGCUGGAGGUCCUCACAUGAGGACAUCCAGCGACGCUAUAGCACAGAAAAUCUGUACUAGAAACCCGGAUGUGCUCUCUAGUGGCUGUCUAGUAGACAGCCACUAGAGGAGGAGUUAACCCUGCAAGGUAAAUAUUGCAGUUUAUGAAAACUGCUGUAUUUACAGUUGCAGGGUUAAGGGUAGUGGGAGUUGGCACCCAGACCACUCCAAUGGGCAGAAGUGGUCUGGGUAACUGGAGUGUCCCUUUAAAACUAUUAUAACAUUUACCAUUAAAAUGCCAUGCAUUAUUUGAAAAAUAAAAUUUCUUAAUUUCCCAAUGUUUUAAAAUUGUAUUCAUAUUACAUUUGUUUCAUAUAUGAAUAUUUCAUGUGACUUGAAAGCUUUGUUUCCCUGAACAAAAUUAUAUCUAAGAAGUGUGGGUGCACUUAAUAUGAAAGAGGUAAGUUAUGGUUGAAUAGUGCAAAUUCCAGGUUUUAUAUUGUUUAGAACUUAUACAAUUGCCUCUGUCCUUAGGGGCUUAAAAAUGAGGGGUGGGGGGGAAUGCAUGCAGUAUUUUACAUCGCAGAGUUAAAAGGACAGGACCAUGUGUUUUAGGUGACAUGGUCUGGGUGACUUUAGUGUCCCGUUAACAGAAAUAACACAAAAAUAUCCAUGUGGUUCAUGCCCCUUCCUUAGAUCUGUUUUCCCAACCCAGUUCUCAAGGCAUUCCACCAUUCCAGUAUUCGGGUACUUUCCAGUUCUGUACCGAUGUGGAUACUGACACUUAGACCUUUGGCAUGCCUUCAGGGCUGAUUUAGAAACAAUGCCUUAGUACUGUGUGUGGUACUUUCAUUGGCUUUUUACAAAGCUUUGUACCACGAAUGCUGAUAAGGUUUACUGAGUCUUGAAUUGUUGGGAAUGAACGAGGGAAUUACAAAUUUUAGUUAGAAGCACUUGAAUUAGAAAACCUGAUAACGUGUUUACUGGGAACAAUUCCCUGGAUGCAGGGCACUAUACAAACCUUGCACUGUCCUGUCUGAAUUAGGGACCAUUGGGAGGUAUGGUUCCAUGAUCUCAGGGUCUGUUAGGACAGGUUUACAGAACAUUGGGGUUUCUCAUGUAUACUGCUUGGGUAAGAUGUUGGGGUUGUUGUGUGCAGAUUGUGCUGUAUGUUUACCUUCCCAGGACAUGUUUCCAGACAGGUUGCAUGUCUCAGAUGUAUUUUCUAUUCAUUUUCCAAAAAUAAACAGAUCAGUGUGUAAUCUUUAUUUGUUUUUCCAUUCUGGACACUACAAAGUGUUCUGGUGUCAAUAGCUAGGGUACAGCACAUUGGGGUCAAUGGAGAGUAACCUUCAAGGAUGGUCAAUGAAUGAGCUGGGUGUUAGGUUAACAAAUCACAAAAUGAGCACUAAUAAGCUUGUGAUUGCAAGCAAAUAAUACUGAGCUUGCGGACAGUGCAAGUUUCACUCUAGGUUUUUGAAAAAAGACUUGUCAAUUAAUUUUCUAUUCUAACAAACAGCAAAGUUAAAUGAGCAGCAGCCUCUUGGUGAAAGUGUGUGUUUGAUUUUUUUUUUAGCCCCAAGUUAAAUAUUUUUUGGCAGAACACUUGGUAAUCUGUUACCACUGUGUAUUAUAUAGCAUUUCCUGUGAGAACAGAAGUGCUCAAAAUGUGACGUGGGGUUUACUAUAUGUUCGCUUUCAAUGGUCUUCCCUUUAUAUUUUUAUAUAGCAACUGGUGGGGUGCAGACCGAUUUUCCUGUAGUGUUCCUUUAACCUAACUUUCAAGUUGAGAAACCCUGCGAUACAUGGUUUCCCACUACUGUAUUUCCAUAACAACUAUAUACCGGUAUACUGCUGAUGUUUACCACACAAAAUGUUGCAUAGACUGUUUAGGUUUUUUACGAUGUGUUCAGUCCAUGUGUCCUGGCUUUCAAGUACUUUUCCUCCCUUUUGUCUGUGUGUGUCUGUUUUAUUUUGUUGUAGGAAUGCCUCUUAGAAGGACUGAUGCACUAUCACUGAACUGUUGACGAGGCGAGCAGGAGAUCUGCUUAGUCAGAUAAUGAUACGUGUCUCCUAAACUGUGUUCAUUGUGAAACUGCAAAAAAAAAAAAAGCCCCAGUAUAGAAUUAUUCUACAUAAUAUGCAUGCAGAAUAGCAAGUACAUUUAUAUUUAAAGCAGCACUAUACUGUCAGGAGUACAAACAUAUAUUACUAACACUGUGUUUAACUAAUUAACCCCUUCAGGACGGGUGACGGACGAGGUCCGUCACAGAGGGGAGACCCUUAACGACGUGUGACGGACCUCGUCCGUCACGCGGUAAAAUUAACCCCGGAUCGCCGCGAUCGCGGGGUUAAUGGUGCUCCCGGUAUGCCUCUGCAUUAGAGGCAUACCGGGAGCACCCGGUCAGUCUGCCCAGCACAUGUGCUCGCUCUGACCGCAAGUCAGAGCGAGCACAUGUGCUCAGUAUACUCACCUACCGGCUCCCUGCACUUCCGGGUUCUGUGUGAAGUGCAGGGAGCCGGAUCAGUGCUGAUCCUGCCCCCUGCUGUAAAAAUAAAUAAAGUUUAUUUAAAGUCCCCCCCCCCUUACCCAUUUUAAUAAAAAAUUAACCCCUUCCCUGCCAAUUGAUCACUGACUACAGUGAUCAAUUGGCAGGGAUUACAUUUUACUAUGAUCUGAUUAUUUUUUUUAACCCCUGAGGGUUAAUUCUUUUUUUUUUUAACCCUCAGGGGUUAAAUUAAUUAAAUUAAUUAAUUAAAUUAUUUUUAAUUAUAUAUUUAGCUAGCUGGGGUAGGUGGAAGUUAGUGGGGAAUUGGGGGAUUUGGCGUUAGGCUAACUAGGGGUUAACGUUAAAAAAAGUUUUAAAAGAAACUUUAAAAAGUUAAAAAUUAAGCUUAAAAAAAUGUUUUAAUAACAUUUAAGUAAAAAAAACAAAAAAAACACACUUUACCUAGUCCAAAUAAAAUUAACCCCUUCCCUGCCAGUCGAUCACUGCCUACAGCGAUCAAAUAGAGAUCACAGUAUUAUACUGUGAUCUAAUUUUUUUUAACCCCUGAGGAUUAGCUUUUAUUUAUUUUUUUAACCCUCAGGGGUUCAAUUUAUUUAAUUAAUUUAAAUAUUUUAUAACUAUAUAUUUUGCUAGCUGGGGUGGGUGGGAGUUAUGGGAAAAUGGGGAAUUUACUGUUACUGCUGCGUACUGCUAGUUAGGGGUUAACGGUAAAAAAAAAGCUUAGAAAAAUGUUAAAUCUGUAAAAAAGUUUUAAGAAAGUUUAGGAAAGUUUAAAAAAAAAUUUAUAAGCAAAACAAAAGUUUAAAAACUAGUUUUUAAAAGUAAAAAAAUACAUUUUAAACGCUCAUUACCACUACACCUGGAGCAAACUAGAGAAAAAAUUAUCCCACGCCAAGGUUCAAAAUAUGCCUUUUGAAUUACCCUAGGGUGUAUUCUUUAAUAAAUAGUAUGUGUUUGUGGGGAAGUUUCAAUAACCAACCGUCUAAACUACUCCAAAUUGGAACAUGGACACAGCGUAAAACUUCAAAGUUAGAAAAAACUGAAUGGCUGCGUCUCAAAUGCGCCCCUUCAACAUCCACAUAUACCUGGCAAAGGUACAUACGGGGGUAUUGCUGUACUCAGCCGACAUAGCUGAGCAACAUAUGAAGUAUUAUACAGUCAUAGCACACAUAAGGUUUGCAAAAUAUGCUGCGCAAACUCACUUUGUAUGUCAAAAGGCAGAAAAAAUGCUUAUUACCACUACACUUGGUACAAGCUAGCGGAAAAAUGAUCCCAAGCUAAGGUUCAAAAUAUGCCUUUUGAAAUACCCUGGGAUGUCUUCUUUAAGAAAUGGUAUGGCUUUAUGGGGAAUUUGGAUUAUAUAGCCUGGUAAAAUACUCUAAAAUGGGACAUAGGCAUAGCAUAAAAUUUCAAAGUUUGAAAAAAACUGGAAUGGCUGUGUCCCAAAUGUGCCCCUCCGAUGUCCACACAUACCUGGCAAAGGUACAUACGGGGGUAUUGCUGUACUCAGCCGACAUAGCUGAGCAACAUAUGAAGUAUUAUACAGUCGUAGCACACAUAAGGUUUUGCAAAAUAUACUGUGCAAACUCACUUGUAUGUCAAAAAGGCAGAAAAAACGCUUAUUACCACUACAUCUGGUACAAGCUAGCGGAAAAAUGAUCCCACGCUAAGGUUCAAAAUAUACCUUUUGAAACACCCUGGGGUGUCUACUUUAAGAAAUGGUAGGCCUUUGUGGGGUAGUUUGAAUUUAAAACCCGCGAAGAUGCUUGGAAAUUGCACAUAGGCCCAGCAUCAAAAGUUUGGUAAAAACGGAUAUGGCUUGGUCUCCUAUAUGGCACUGUAGCUUCACGAAAUAGUGCCAAAGACAUUCAUAUGGGGUGUCAUUUUACUCAGAAGACUUAGCUGAGCAUAAUUUGGGGGUUUGAACUUAGUGGCACAUAUGAAAUGUACAAAAUGCCCAGCAAAAAUGUAAUCCGUAUGUAAAAAAUGCCCCAAAUUAUUUUUUACCACAUACUUUGGCAUAUAUUGGUGAAAAAAUGGGGGCAUGUUAAGGCACAAUAUGCACCUUAUAAGAUACCCUGGAGUGUCUACUUUUACAAAUGGUAGGCCUUUGUGGGAGUUUUUUGAACAGUCAAACUGUUAUAAUACCCCAAAAUGGAAGCUAAGGCUCAUUAAAUCCAUCUCUCAAAAUUCUACUGUGAAUACUGAAAAGGACAGGUAUCCUGUAUGGCACUGUAACUUCAAGAAAUAGUGCAAAAGACAUACAAUGGGGGUGUCAUUUUACUCAGCAGAUGUAACUGAACACAAAAUAAAACUUUGUACAGGAAUAGCACACACCAACUUUACAAAAUAUACACGAGAAUUUCUCUGUUAUAAGUUUGUGUGCUAAAAACCAAAAAGAACACAAUUUUACUCCAAUAUUUAGCAGUGGUUGGCGGUGAAAUGGCUACAUAGAAAGUGUCAAAACAACCUUAGGUAAAUAGCCCGUGAUGUCUACUUUAUAUAAAUAUAUACUUUUGUGUGGCAAUUUUGUUUUCUUUUAUGGCUAUUAAGCUUACAAGACAAACAUACCAAAUUCUAAAAUCGCUCCACAUUAAAAGUCUAUUUUACUCCUUGUGCCUUGUGACCUGUAACUACCAAAAAAAACUUAAAAUCCCAGACACAUUAUAUAUUCUGUAAAUCAGAACAAAUAAAUAAAUUUAUUUUUAAUUACUUUCCUUAACCUGCACUAAUUAUGCACACAUUAUUAUUGCAAAAACUGUAAAAAAAAACAAUAUUUUUAAUUUUUUUUGCAUUUUUCUGUAUUUUUUUUAUAAUAAGUAAGCAUUUAUAUAUAUAUAUAUAUAUAUAUAUAUAUAUAUAUAUAUAUAUAUAUAUAUAUAUAUAUAUAUAUAUAUAUAUAUAUAUAUAUAUAUAUAUGUGUGUGUAUAUAUAUAUAUAUAUAUAUAUAUAUAUAUGUGUGUGUAUAUAUAUGUAUAUAUGUAUGUAUGUGUGUAUAUAUAUAUAUAUAUAUGUUAUAUCAAAUUAAAGCCCUUUCUGUCCUUUAAAAAACAGUAUAUAAUAUGUGUCGGUGCAAUAAAUGAGAGAGUUGCAAAUUGCAGUUGAACGCAAACAGCAAGAAAAUGCAAAAAUUGCUUGUGUCAUUAAGCGUAAGUCAAGCUUCUGAAGCUGUGUCCUUAAGGGGUUAACACCCCAUCCCACUUCAGAUUGUUUUGAAAAUGUUUAAAAAGUACUUUUUUUUUUCUUUUCUUUUUUUUUCCAUUGUGCGCUGGUCUCGCCGAGUUGGUCCAUCCUCCGUGCUUGAGAUCAUUAUCAGUCUAGAUGGUCUCAGUAAAUCCAUAAUUUAUCAGUAAUAAGCAUUGGGAGACUAUUGCGCAUGCAUGGCGAAACGUUGCACUGCGCCAAUCAACAUCUCCUCAUAGAGAUGUAUUUAAUCAAUCUCUAUGGAAACAAUCAGCCUCUCCAUGCAGAACAUGGAGACGCUGAUCAGCAGUGCUGCACUACACAAGAAGCACCGUCGUCUGAGUGACUGCCACUAGAGGUGUUUAUAGGCAACACAGUAAACACUGCCUUUUCUCUGAAAAGGCAGGGUUUACAUUAAUAAGCCUGCAGGGAGAGGCUAUAGACACCAGAUCCAGGUUCUGGUGGCUAUAGUGCCCCUUUUAAGAAAAAGAUUGCUAUACCAUGUGGGACAGGAUAUCUGGGGAGAACUCUUAUAAAGAUGAGCUGCCACUACUAGAAUUUACCCGAAACCAAUAAUCAUGUCAAAGUUUGUGAACCAAAUGCUUGAGUCUGAGGGGGUGAAGAAAUGAGAAAUUAUGACUUUAACCCCUUAAGGACACAUGACAUGUGUGACAUGUCAUGAUUCCCUUUUAUUCCAGAAGUUUGGUCCUUAAGGGGUUAAGGAAAGUGACAGUCCUAUUUUCCUCUUAUAUUAUGUGUUAGUAAAACGACAUCAGCUGUGUUGUUUAAUAUAAAGUUAUAGUUCACCUUGGUCACGUUUAUGUCUCUCCCUCCUGCUUUUGUAUCUGCACUGAAACUGUACAGCUUUUGUUUUCUGUAAUUUGAUCGAUUGUGUUGACUGGGACCCUUUUUUCUCAGUGAUUUGUCCCUCCACAUUAAAGAAAGAACUCUGAAUUUACACUCUAAAUCCUUUUAAGGCAUUAUCUUUACCCAGGCCUUUAUGACGCAAAUGGAAACUAAUCUCCUAAAAAUAAGACUGAGCUUCAGUUACCUUUUAUAAAAUGUUGUUUUUCUGAAACAAUCUACUUUUGGGAUGUAUACAUUUUCAUUCUAAUGUUUACAUGCAUUCUGUAGCAAAAAUAUAUAUGUUUGCACAAUCAUAAGCUAAUAGAUCUUAACUACGAUCAGAAAAUCAUUCAAAUUUGUUGGAGACCACAUACUUCAUUGAAGGGUUUAUAAUUUUUUUUUUAUUUUUUUUAUUGAAGUUUGAGGUUUCAAUAAAGUUGAGCAUAAAUCUUUUGAGCUUUAAGUCGCUGUGAACCCCAAUUCCUUUUGAAGGAAAUUAUUAAUUCAGAGCAAGAGUAGCAGGGGAGUGGUCAGAUCGGGAUAUUGCCUACAAAAUAUCGAGGUGGAUGUUACAGAAGCCACACUUAUUUAAUUAGAUCAUAGCAGGGCAAGCUGUGGCCAUUUCCCUUUAAGCUUGCUAUGCUUUCAACUCUGCUACUCUGGCCUUAUGUUUGAAAUUUAAAUCAGUGAAUAGUUAUGACAACGUUUUACCCCUCGGCUGCCGGAGAUGUAACUCCACCUUCUGCUGCAUGCAGGGGCUCUAGAGUUUGGUUGAAGUAACCCUUUUCGAUGUAGCACAAUAUAUACUCAGCAAAAACUGCUUCUAACAGGUGCAUUUAACUACAGAAUGCUUUGUCUAUGUGUGUAUAUGUAUUUGUAGAAGUACAUUCUUGUGUUGUAGUGCUGUUUAUAUUGAAUGUCUCUCCAUAGUUACCAGCCUUGUCUCUGAUCAUUAAAAUGUGUUCUGUUUUAGCUUCAAUUGGGUUGAUCAUUUUACAUUGCUUGUAUUUCAUAUAUUCCCGAAUUCAGCAUUAGUGUUUUUUAUUUUUUUAUUAUUAUUAUUAUUAUUAUUAUUAUUACUAUUAUUAUGCCAUAUUUAAUUAGACCAACAUACUACUUGUAGGGAUGAGGUCCUGCUAGAUUAGUGCUGACUCCAUAAAUUAGUAUUGUUUUCGUCUGGUUAUGUUGAGUCUUCCAGAAAAAAAAGUGCUAGUGGGGUGUGUAUAUCACAUGCCAUGGGCCCCCCUCCCCUGCUAGUGCUCAGAAGGGGCCGUGCCUUGCCAGACAAGCAUUCAAUUCAUCCUACUUGUAAACAUGAACUGUGGUAAGAAGUUGAUGUGGGAAAGGGGUGUGAGCUAGUCAUGUGGUGAUAUUUGCUAAGAUACGAAUUUAUCAGGGAAAAGAAAUAAAGACCCAAAGUGAAAUUCUUGCUUUUAGACGCAGAAAGGCGUCUUGCACAUAAGAAGAAUGUGGCCGUUUGAAACCAGCUGUGGAGUAUGUUUGCCGGAUCAUGUACCUACACACACUGUUUUCAUUCUUUGUCAAACAUCCCCCACAUUUAAAUAUCCGUCUUCAAUUCGUACCUGUCAAGAUGCAGACAAAGUGGCGGUGAUAGAAUAUUAUGCUAUGGGAUUAUCUUAUCUAUGUCCAAAUAUGAGCUUUCAAAUAAAUUUACACAGUUUAAAAGGGAACCAUCAAAUGUUUUUUUUUUUUUUUUUUUUAAAUCUUUUAUUUUUCUUUGUUUUCACUUUCUCCAAUGUUGAAAUUUUCACACACAAAAAACCGCAACAUGGUUUUUAAACUUUUAUAUCAACUCAUAGCAGCCUUGCUUUCCAUGAGUUGACUGUUUUUUUUCGGGAGGGGGGUUCUUGCCAUGUGAAUACAGUAUGGUGUUAACGUUCUCUAGAUUCUUAUACACAGUCAUGACAAUGAGUGACUAAUAGAAAAUGCUUUUUAAUGGGUAUACGGAUUACUCAAACAUCUGAUGUACAAGGUCUUUUGAACGUCUUUAGUUAGAAGCAUAACUUUUGAACCCAGGUGCCAGUGUAGGUAAUGUGUGUAUUUCCAGGCAGUGUGUACCUUUCAUAAAGUGCAAAUUGACAGGUCUGCUUGGAUUAAACUUUUUUAAUUAAAGACUAAAUGCACUAAAUCUGUAUCUAUAUGUAAGGAAAAUGAGUUGAUAUAGUAGAAACAUAACUGCUUUAAAGGCAACCAGCAAGUCUAAACGGGUGUCCAUUAUUUUUUUUCUGCUCAGUAGAGGACAGUAAAUUAUAUCUUGUCACCUUGACAAAACAACAAAGUACAUUUGACUCUAUAUGCAAAAAUCUAAUUCAAUUUAUUGAAUGUUUUCUGGAGUCUCUUGUUGUCGAAUAAUGUUUUUUUUUUUUUUUCUCCUCCCCUCCACUAGGUUGCAAUCAAGAUAAUUGACAAGACUAAGUUAGAUGAGGAAAACCUAAAGAAGAUAUUCCGGGAAGUGCAAAUUAUGAAGAUGCUGUGUCACCCCCACAUUAUCCGCCUUUACCAGGUACAUAUUCUCUCCAAUAUUCACUUGUUGUACUUGGGUUUAUCUGAUUAUUUGUAUGGUUCUUUCUGUGCCAGGUUUGUACUUAAAUCGAAACCAGAGAGAAAUUUCUUGCUAAACUAUUUUCCAUUAAAAACUUAGGAACAUUGUAAUUCUGCACAGUACCCGUCUCUCUAAAGAGAUCAUUAGUACUAAUUUCACUCAAUCCAUGUACCUCACAUAAUCGGCUUCAGUCUCAGAUGUACACAUUUACCUGUCUGGCUAUGCCUGGGGCACUUUCUGACACUAAGGCAAAGGACCUUGAUUUCCCCUCUUUGUACGGAAAUUAUUUGCAACACUUUAUUGCAGUACUAACAAACGGUCUAAUCAAACUGCAUGCACUAUAAGAUCUUCAAAGAAGUCCGUGAUUAUAACAAUGCCACAGACUUGGUUGUGGUGAUUGGGAGUAGAUUUAUUCAGUCAUUCCUAUUGCCCUUUUCAUUUCAAGUGCAUUUUGUUAAUAUUAAAGGACUGCAGAUUUGAGGCCACUUCACGUGACUUGGUUAUAAUAAUGAUUAUUACUCUUACUAAUAUCAGGGUGGGGGGGGAGGUUGUAGACACAGUUUGCUUUGAUUUGCUGAUUUUAUGGUAAACCAAAACUGCAUUGUACUUUGAUGUGGCAUAAAAUAUUAUUGUGAAUGUUGUGUUUCACACAAUAUUGUUGUAUGUUUCAGCAGAUGUUUGUCUAUAGAUUUGUUUUUUACUUUUCUUUGUUUAUAUUAGGGAGGCUUUGUAAUAUAUAUAUUGCAAUACACUAUCUCUGAAUAAUUUCUGCCCUAAAUGAACCUUUUGUUGGCAUCCCUUAUUAACCCCAUAAGGACACAUGACGUGUGACAUGUCAUGAUUCCCUUUUAUUCCAGAUGUUUGGUCCUUAAGGGGUUAAACACCUAGUAUUGCCACCAUAGGUAUGGGUGUCCCAUCCUGCUAGAACUAUGUGUCCUCCUUGCUUAAAGUGGCUCUGUCAUCUAAAACUUACCUUUUUCCUUUGUUUCCUCUUUUCUUCCUCUUUCCAAAUCUGUUCUUAAUUUCUUAUCUGUUUCUCUGUUAAAUAAAAGACAAAGUAGAGACUACUUUGUUCUAUGUAUUUUUCCUAUGUUUUACAAAUGUGACAAAAUGGUGGAGCUUCCUGGCUAUUGCUGCCCAAUUGCUAAUCCAAUAAAGUGUGGCUGGGCACCCAUUUCUCAUGGUGGGGCAUCUAAUAAAAUAAUUGUCCCCCACCCAUGACCUAUGUUUUGUAAAUGUUAUUAUUAUUUUAUUAUUAUUAUUAUUCUUCUUCUGUAAAAAUGGAUACUUCAGGGUUGCAUUUCAAAGUAUGCUUUUUAUAGUGGUUUCCCUACUUCAGUGAACUGCGAGUAAUGUGAUAAAUGGCAUUUUUGUAUGAGUGAUAGUUUUUAAGGAACUGUCUGACUCUGCAAUGUAAUUUUACUGAUUUCUCUCCAUUUCAACCUUCUCUAUAUUUAUUUUUCUUAAAGGUAAUGGAAACCGAAAGAAUGAUCUAUCUGGUGACAGAGUACGCAAGUGGAGGGGAAAUAUUUGGUAAGUGCAAGUUAGUCAAAAUCCCUCAACUGAGGGCACCGGUUUAACCUAUUGUGAGUUAUCUUGUAAGCAAGAUUUAUGUGGGAAGUGUAUUUUUGUGAGUUACAAAAUAAAAACGUAGCCAUAAAAAUAUCCAUUGAGACAGAUUCCUCCUCUUGUAUUUUGUUUCUCUCUUACAAUCAGGACCAGUUUCUGGUGUCUUCAUAACUAGUGUACUUUCCCCUGUCUCCCCCUUUUCUCCCUCUAAACUUGUACAGCUUCACAAUAAAGCAUAUGAUCCCUUUUCUCGUAUUCCCUGUCCGUUUUGUAGUUAAACUUCGGUUCUGCUGCAGUAUCUGUCUUUGAAGUGUAGUUAGCAGAGGCUUUUUAUGUUGGUCCAGACACGACUGAUUAUAGAGUAUACAGUCUAAACAUUUGAUGUGCCAGAGAAGUCCUCAACAGAAAAGGUGGGGUAUCCGCUACUGCUCUUUAUUUCUCCUCCUCACCUCCUAUCAUGUAUAUACUCCUCCAGGUCUGGAUUUAAGAGUUACUCUAUAGAUGUUGUAAAAAAACAAGGUGUUACUUAACAGUGUGGCAGAGGAAUAGUUAAACGAGUCUCGUGACUGCUAAUCAGAUGAGCCUGUCCUCCUUGCAGCAGCCUGACUCUGUAAACCGGAUGUAUAAUGCGUGUGGGAGUCAUAACAUCACUUAACCCCCUUAGCAACCAAAGGGCCCCUCACUGCAUGGGAAGAUAGGUAGAGGGAGAAUGGAUUUAUACAGCUUGUACUACUACCUUCUUAUGAUAUCCAGAUCACCUUGUCGUGUAUUAUACAGCAGUAAUAGGAUUUCUGCUGCAGUAUUAAUCCAUGCCGCUAAAAGGGAUUAAAAAUGGAAGGAUUAAGUAGACAUUGCUCAUAUGUCCUAAUUUCUGAAGGUGCUAGGGGAUUCCAUUGAGCCCCUCUCUUUGGCUGAACAUUCUGUUCUAAGUUCUGCUAACACAACCUCUUUCGCUCUUUUGAAAAACCCUUCCCUUCCAGCUAUCAGAAUAUUCAUUUUGUAGAGAAACACUUUGGUUUUUGUGCAUUCUUCCAGCAACCACCCCUAUAAAUAGGACCAUAGUCUUCGGUCAAACAGCAGGCAUUCCUUCCCAAAAUACAGUGAGGAAUCUUGCCUUUAGUGAGCAGUGAGGCUGGGAAGGGGGUGGGAGAAGGGGAGCAGCAAUAGGUUAGAACUGGUCCAGUAUGGCUGUGCCAGAUAUUUUUAUAUUUGUUUACAGUUUUUCAUUAUUUAUUAAUGCUAAAUGUUUCUAAAAUAAUAUUUAUGAAUGGGUCCUAAAUCCUAAAGUUCUAUAUAGACACAGUACCUGAGAGUGCUUUAUUACGCUAUUUUUUUUAAAGUUGUGGCAACUGUAAAUAUUCCGUUUACAUUGAGCCUGCAGUGUUAAUGUUUGCACUGUUAUUAUAUAAGGGCUUGAAAAGAAUCCAGGGUAAAUGUCUCUAUUAGGACUGUUUAACCUUUCCUGGCUGCUAACUGUUAUCAGUGGUCAGUAUCUAUGUGCCAGACGCCCAAUGAGGUUAAGCUGUCUCUGCAUGAUGGAGUAGCAGGAACAGCUACAGAGUUGCACUCUUUUACAACAGGUUAGCACUGAGAUGAAAUGGCAUGACAUUAUUUACUCCUGGCACUAAGCCAGAAUGCAAUGCUCAGGAAUGCUUUGCUGCCAUUUAGGGGAGGGACAGCUCACUUCCACACUUGAUGCCAGGGACAGAGCUGCUGACAACGAUUUCCUCUUCUUUCUCUCUCUAAGAGGAGAGAGAGAGAAUUAUAAAACAUGGUGUGAAUGAAUGUUUCAUUUAAAAAUUAUUUUUUUUUAAUGUAAACGAAAAUUCAUUGUUGCUGGUUUCGCUUCCAAGACCUCCCUAGGCAACCGCACGUCUAUUGCUUGUUGAACGUCCGUGAUCGGCUAUGGAGUGGUCAUGUUAGUAAAUCAACUCACACUGUGUCUGACCUGCAUUACGUACACAUCCUUAUAGGAAAGCCAUUUUGUGGGAAAGUGGAGGUGUGGCUGACUAGAAGGUUAUGCUGCAGAGAAACUUCAAUGUAUUUAUUUUCUUUCUAGCAAAACUUUGUUGAGAAUAAUACAGCAUGAAUAUGAGGUGGAAAAACCUGUCACUCUGUGAUAAUGUGAACAGUAAGGAGGGUAUUUAUUAGUGUUCUGAAAAGUGACAGAUAAAUUACAUAGUUAUUUUGAUCAUAUUAAGUAAUUUAAAAAAGGAUUUUUAUUUUUGCAGGUGAGGCAGUAUGACAUAUUUGUUAAAAUGUUUAGUUUUCAGUGGAUACAUUCUUUUAGCUUUGUAGACUCCAUAUGAUCACCUGUAUUUUUGUUACAUUAGACUUGGUUGCAUACAAUAAGAACAAUGCCUCACACAACAGAUUUCUAUAUCAGCUUGUCGUCAGGUAUGCAGGGCUCAUCAGUGUGACUUGCUGUUGGGUACUUGUGGCCCUUUGGGUUGUCAUGGGGUGUAACUUGACCAUAUAGUCACUAAAACAUACUAAAACCAUUGCGCUAACAAAGAAUAACAUUAAUGAAUGUACCGGUACAAUGUAUGUCAACCUUUGGGUCUGAGGACAGUGUACUAUGUCUGGACGUUUGGGUGCACCCUGGUUUGUGGAGGUCAUGCGUUUUCCCUAACAAUUAGGGAUGUCAGGGGAAGGAGGGGGGUUAUAAAUGACUAGCUGUCAGUAGGCUCUGGUUAGGCCUUCACUUAUGGUUUGAUAUUUUAAGCACAGACCUUCUCUGGGAGUUCGAACUGGUUAAGAAUGCAAUUAGUAUAGGGUGGGAGUUUAAGAGAGGAAAGAUUGAGGGGUAGCAAUAGACAGAAAUAUCAGCAGUGGUCCCCUGGUUCCCUAUGUUACGGAUUCUAGUCCGUUUCUUGGGAUGAAGGGGGGUCUUAUUGGCUUGGGCCCUCCGCACUUGUGGCCCGUCUUCUAUUCCUAUCGCUACCAGAAAGAUGGUGGCCUCUGCCACAUCGUUGGCCUUGAUUUGCUUGCUUUCUUAGUUGACCAUCAGAGCUCUAGAUAGUAGUCCAUCUAUAUGGUAUUCCUGCUUAAGUUGUAGUGUGAUGGGUUUCAUAGUCUUUCUCCAUAGCAGAGUGGAGCGGUGUAGGUCUUGCAAGGUAUCUUGUGGGAUUCAAAGUCCACAGGUGGGGGGCGGAGCUUAACCACGGAACGGAGCGGUCGCAUGUGUAGCGAGCUCCGGCAAAAACGCGGCUAAUUACCGACAAACAAACCUCUCACAGCCCUUAUAAUCCUAUCAACCGACGGCCAGGACAGAGGGGCAAAGCACUCACCUGAUCGAUGCCCUUUUUAUACCGCCAGACGGGACGGAAAGUACGCCGCACAUCCAAGGCCUAUCCAGACUACAGGGCCUUUGAGACGGCGCUCCACAACGCGGUCUUCUCCACUGCCAUACCACCCACGGAGCACACAGACACCGACCCGAUAAACAUGGGACGAAAAUCCCAGCGGAUAGCUACAGGUGCGUGCAAAGAUACCCAAGACAUUAGCACCAUGCUCCAGCGCACAGCGGCACCGAAAAUGGCGGCCACACCCGACCCAGACACAGGCUCCACGUGCUCGGAGCUUGCCCUGGGGGACACCCUAGAACAUCACUCAGCCCAAACUGACCCUGAUGCACUGACACCUGCCACAAAAUUAGACAUUAAAAACCUCCUCGAGCUGAAACAAAUGUCCGCAGCAGACAUGGCUUUAAUGAAAACGGAGGUGCAGGCGGUCACAGACCGAGUGAAGACCACUGAAGAAGACAUCAUAGAUGUUCAAAACGAAAUGAGAAGCCUAAAAGAAACAGUGCACCAACUAAAAGCAUCACACACAACCCUGCUCAACAAGUUGGAUGCAGCAGAAGAGAGAAGCCGUAAGAGCAAUGUGAAAAUCAGGGGUAUCCCUGAAGAAAUAAGUCAGGCGGAACUACCACACUACUUUAGACGUCUGGCCGCCACCAUAAUGCCACACGCACAGGCCAAAAAAUUAAAUAUAGCAGGGCUAUUUCGCAUCCGGAAAUCGCCACAGGCACCCCCCCAAGCAACCAAAGAUGUGAUCGUACGGUGCCAUACCCAAACAGACAGAAAUGCCAUCUUCGCUGCCCUAAAAGGCAAAACACCAUUGGACUUUGAAACCGCGAGUCUUACCUUCUAUCAGGACCUGACACGAUCCACACUCCAAUGGAGAAGAACCCUGCGCCCUAUGACCCGCCGCCUCCAAGACGCCAAGUUAGUAUACCGCUGGACUGCACCAAAAACACUAUCGGUGGACCACAACGGCACCACUCUACACCUCAACUCCACUCAGGAGGUGGACUCUUUCAUUAGGGCACUGGGACUACCACAAGGAUCUGACCACACAGAAGUACCCGCCAGCUCCCAUAUGUGGGACCCCAACAGGACUGUCCCUUUUCUACCGAGGGGAAGAGGAGCCCCUGAGGCAACCACCUGACACCACUGACUGUCUCUCAACCCAUAAACGCACUUCAACUACGAAGCCUCUACCGCUAUAAUUAUUGUUUCGCUAUAAUUUGACUUUCACUGGUUUUCGACUUGAUUUUUCUCAAUUGUUUAAGGCUUGGCACCUAGGCACCACUGUAAGGCACAAUAUGUUUCCUAGGAUUAUAUAAUCCACGUAAUGGCAAAAUACGGCACACCGCUAUAGCCACGACGAGUAGCACACUACAUGGCAAAACACUCUUAGGUUAGGGCCAACUAUAGGCCGCUGGUAUAUUCCGCCCCCCCGCGGCCUCCCUGGUUAGGGGCCACUAACCACUUGAUACCGCACGAAUACCACUUAAACACAUGGGAAGACCCAGGGUUGACAUUAAGUACACCCACACCAAGCGAGCCAGAACCUGGGACCCCCAAACUGAGCCACACUAACAAGGAGUGGGGCAAAAUUAUUUAUCGCCAUAGUACAUAUUUCAAAUCACUAACAUGGGAUGAGGAAUAGCUACUCAGAACCCUACACACAUACUGGAUGUACAGAUUACACUAUAUCCAUACAACUUCUUCCUCCAAACAGGAGACUAUGGCGAUCUAGCGAUAAUUCUAAUUAGAAGGAUGUAACGUGGGAACUUACUUUCCUAAUUUAAAAUUGUGCAAAGUAUUUCAAUGCCAAAUGUUUAUUCAUGUUUUCUGUUUGAAGCCUGAGACAGCUGUUGUGGCAUCUCAAGCGACUAUGUUAAACAAAUGCGCAACAAAAAUAAAGAAUUAUAAAAAAAAAAAGUCCACAGGUGACUUAUUCUGAACAGCCCUUAUCAAUGCCUAUUUAUCUUGUCUCGUCCUGCAUCGUAAUAUUAUGUCCCUUGGGGCUGUGGGUGGUGCUUUGGGAAACUUGGCAAAGGGGUAAGCUCAGUCGUUGGUGAAUUGCUUGGCCUGUUUUGCUGGGAGUAAUUAAGUCACCAUUCGCCUAAAAAAAAAAAAAAAAAAUGUGGUGGUCUGAGACGCCUCUAAUCUUUAGAUUUUUCUGGCAAGAUCUUUUAAGAUCUUUCAUCCAGGGUAUCCACUCUCUAUGUGAGGGCAGAGGGGUGUGCUUGUAGCUGCUUGACCGUGCCUCCCAGUGCCAUAAGGUUGCGUUGCAGGUCGGAUAUAACAGUUUCUGUAGUCUGAACGCGAGUGGUGACCGCUUGUACCUCUGUUAGCACCGCGGCUAUGUCGGCUGCAAAGAGCUGCUGUAUUUUGACAAAGAGGUUGUCUAUGUCCUGUUUUGUUGCAAGGUCUCUGUUGGCUGGGGCGUUUGUGGUUGGGUGCCUGUCUGUGGGUGGCUCUGUCCCUGGCAUCCUCACUCACCCCACUCACUCCACCUGUCUCUUGAGGGUCGUAGGCCUCAGUCUCUGCCUGCUCCAGCACCCUGUGCUUGGGCACGCGUUGGAGCAUUGUGCCGAUGUCCUGUGACUCAUGGGGUGUGUGCACCUGAGAUUUGUGGGUGGUCUUGCCCAGCUCUUAAGGCAGUACCAGCAGGGGAUCGGGCGUUAACCAGUCUGGGUCCCACCAGGCCGCGAAAGCCUUCGGUGAGACAGCCACUAGAGGCUUUGGAGGCUGGAUUAACCCUAUUAUAACCCUAUUAUAACCCUAUAUAUAUUCUCUGAAACUGCUAUGUUUAUUAAAAAAAGGGGUUAAUCCUAGAGGGACCUGGCACCCAGAUCACUUCAUUAAGCUGAAGUGGUCUGGGUGCCUAGAGUGGUCCUUUAAUUGUAUCUCAAUCUCUAAAUUGAACUUUAAUCACAUACAGGAGGCUCUUGCAGGGUCUAGCACGCUAUUAACAUAGCAGGGGAUAAGAAAAUCUUAAUUAAACAGAACUUGCAAUAAAGAAAGCCUAAAUAGGGCUCUCUUUACAGGAAGUGUUUAUGGAAGGCUGUGCAAGUCACAUGCAGGGAGGUGUGACUAGGGUUUCAAACAAAGGGAUUUAACUCCUAAAUGGCAGAGGAUUGAGCAGUGAGGCUACAGGGGCAUGUCCUAUACACCAAAACUGCUUCAUUAAGCUAAAGUUGUUCAGGUGACUAUAGUGUCCCUUUAACCUUCCACUCUUUUGAAUGACAUUUCCCUUUUAGGCUUUGCUGAGCAUCACAGGAAAUAUUAGCAAGGUUAGCCAUCAACGCCUUUUCUCCCCUGGACAAAUAGCACUCGUUCCUCUGUCUUCUGUCUGUCCUCUGAAACCCUAAGUAAUGCUUUUCCAUGCCGCGUCUUUUACCGAGCAUCAUUCGGGAUGUACUGGGUCUACAAUGUGUUUCCAAUUGAUGUAGUGCAUCGUGUUUCCAGGACAGUCUUCCUGUAAAACAUUAUACAGUGGUGUUACUUGUUAGGGGAAUUAGGAUUCAUUCUAUAUUUGGGGUCCUUGAGUGAAAUUUAUGUAUGUUCUGCUUCCUUGUACGCACCUUUUAAGCAUGUAGUGCGUGACUAAUGAGUCUUGGGAUUAGUAACAAGCUCAUUUUCUAGACACAGCACCUGAUCUUCAGCCCGUGGGAAUGCUCUAUUUUCACCUUUUACGUCCUUUAUAAGCUCUUCCCCAGGUUGUGCGUGUGUACGUGUUUUGGAAUUUUUUGUGAGGUUGAUAGAUUUGAGCACUUUCUCCUUACUCUAUGUAUGUUAGCCAAAUGUAAACUGUAUUUUCUAUUUUCUUGACUGGAUAGGUUUAUUCACCUGAUACCCGUUAGGUGUGAUUUAGAUGUGUAAGGGCUUUCUAGCUCUAUAGCUCUAAACUUUAUAUACAGGUCCACUACUGAUUCAGUCUUUUUUUUUGGAAGGGUUCUCUGAAAAGGUCCUUUACCCUAAUCAAUAGAGAAUUAUAAUGUGGAAUCAAUGUAACAGUGAAGCGCUAUAUUAAAAUACUGUGUAUUACAGUAUUUUACGGUAUUUUAAUAUAGCGCUUCACCGGUACAUCUAUUCCACAUUUCCACAUUAUAAGAUAAGAAUUUGGUGAUGGAGCUGCUUGACUAACAUCUAUUUUACACAUUGUGGUAUUGACAAAAAUGUUUUUAUCCAAUAUAUUAGCGCUGGUACUUCACUGCUUUUUGUAGAGAAUUAAAAUGCCUGAACUUGUAUAAGAAUAGAUUUCAUUCAUGUCAGGAAUUAAACAUGAUAUCUGGUUCCCCUUGUUUAUCACCUUUUCAAAAUGUAUCGUGAAGUAACAAUUGCUUGUUCUUUAUAAUGUAUUCUAUUUUCUAAUCUUAUUUAUUUUAUAUUGGUUCAUGGUUAAUGGAGAACUCAGAUUUCCAUGUGGAAAUGUUGGAUCUGCAUGUAACUUCCACACUCACUUAUCUGAAAAAUGUGUUGCAUUACCCAAAUAGUAUAACUUAUAAUGAAGCAAUCAGAUGAAAUUGCAAAGCCCUUCUAAUGAAAGUGCAAUGUCCUAUACCUCUCAACAUUUUGAAUAUCCAGAGGGACACUUUUGUGUUAAGGGGUGAGCGUAGAGAACGUGUUAUUGCCAAGACGUUUGUAACAGCUAAAUAAUUCUAAGACAUUUUAAAGCAUAUUUUGCUCGUUCUCAUAGUCUCUGUUUUUGUUGCACUGUAUUUGCUUUGGCUGUCAUUAAGCUAAAAGGGUAAUCCAGAUUGGGACCCUGUGCUUAGAAGGGUAUCUGCUACACCUAUUACUGAAUAUUUUCGUUGCGUUAUCUUAUUUAUGUACAUGGGGCCCAUAUUGCUUCUCGAUCGUCAGUCAUAUAGUAAAAUAUAUUGUUUGCUUUUUCUCGUUUUCAAAACGUAAUUAUCUCUGCUGCUUUGUUUCUUUUCCUGUGUGGCAUGUCUGCCUGUUCCUAUAUUUUCCAUGAGUCACCUACUUUUUUUUAUUUAUUUAUUUUUAAUCCUUUCUCACAUCCCUUCUCUCCAUGGCAGAUCACCUGGUUGCACAUGGACGUAUGGCUGAGAAGGAAGCACGUAAGAAGUUUAAACAGAUUGUGGCUGCCGUUCAUUUCUGUCACUGUAGAAACAUUGUACAUCGAGAUCUAAAGGCUGAAAACCUGUUGCUGGAUGCAAACCUCAACAUCAAGAUUGCAGGUAAGGCGCUCGUUAUAGAAUAGGCCACAUAACUACUGACCCGAACGCCACCAUUUGUAAGCUGUGCUUACGGCACCCAAUUUCAUCAGUGUCUGUAAUGGACUUUUAUAAAUUUAAAAUGCUCUGUACGCAAUGAUAAUAUUUAUCUACUGGCUGUUUAGAUUUAAGUUUCAUUCUGCUUUCUCAUCAGGUAUAGUGGAAAUAAUGACUGUGGCAGCAUUUAUAAAGUGGUUUAUGGCUGGGCAGAUCAUUACCAAUAACAAAUGCUCUUUUAGAACACCUUGUUUUGGGCUUAGUUAGAGGUGGUGGGUGGAUUGUUUAAAAAAUAAAAAAAAAAAAUUAAAAAAAAAGUCAGUUUGUGAACAGUUAACCCUGAAAUUAUAUUAAUUGUUGUGUGGAUAGUCAUUGCCUGGCAUCUUCUUACAUUUACCUGGUUCUUUCGAAACUUAUGUUGCAGAAAUAACUUUCCACCCUUCUCAGCCUCUUUUAUUUUCUACAUAUUGAGAAUCAGAUGCAGACCAGUUACAUGAGAGACAGACAAAUCGGACAUAAACUACAAUGAAACUAUUUGAUGAUUUCAUUUUUGUGGUAAAAAGGAUCCAUACAUUGAGAUAAAUAUAAAAUCCAAGUAGACAUAAGGCAAACCUGCUAAUUGUUAAGGCUCCGUGUGUACCUGUUUUUUUUUUUUUUUCCUUAUUCAAAUUAUAUUAGUCCUGAUCUGGUGCCAGGUUUUUGAAAGGAUCUAUAAAUCAGAAAUAACACCUGUAAAAUGCACAUAUUUUUUUUUUGUUUGUAAUUUUUUUUUUUGUAAAUCCAGAAUCUUCUGUUUACCAAUAUCUGCGUUCUGUAAAAACAAAAAAUGCUGGCCCUUCCUGCCCGCAGGUUUACGAUCAUCUCUUUCAGUGCAUAGUUAGUCAGCAAAAGGGUCUUGUUUACUUGGUAUAUUAGGACGGGUUAGUUGGCAAAAGGUUAGCUAAAAAUCGAAGGAUGAGAGAAGGUCUAUUCUAUAAAUGUUUUUGUUUCUCCUUUGAUACAAGUGUAUGUUAUAUGUUAGGCAAACGGAAAAAUCAUGUAUAAUUUGUGAGAAAACAGACUGUGAAAGGCUUAAAGGGAAAACCUAAACAGCUCAUGGAAAAAUAGCGGUUUUCUUUGGCUAGGAAGGACAUGGUGUGAUAUCACAGAAAGUGUCUGUUGAUUCCUUAUCUGCUGUCUGGAAGCCAGGCCUUGACGAAUUUACCCUGCGUUUGGGAGCCAGGCAAAAUUAAACCCUGCACUCAAACUCUCACUACUGCUGGGCUGCAGCAAUGACUAUACUACACAUCAGCCCCAACAUGUACAAUAAUCACAAAAGAAAAAAGUUACUUUCGCACCAUCCCCAAUGUCUGCGCACAUUUACAUAACUUUUUUUUUUUAAGUAUCAUUCCAAUGGCUAUUAAAGUGUAAGCUCACUUGCCAUGUCAAGGCAAAACCUCUAAGGUGGGUCCUACACUAACCAUUCACCUUGCUUAUUUCAGCUUAAAGGUAAAAUCUGAGGCCGUGGUAUUUUUCUAAAUCUCUACACACACAUUAACUUGGGGUGUGCUGCAGCACUGUAACAUCGGUGUGUAAUACAAAAGCAAAUAAAAAUAUACAAAAUUAAGAUCUGUGCUAAAAUUCCCACUAUUCCUGGGCGGCAGCAAUGACAUAUCAGCUCCAAAAAUCUAAGAAAGUUAUUUGCGCACUAUCCCAAUUCAUUAUGCACCUUUAUAUAACCGGUAAGUUUAAUGGCCAUUCAAGUGUAAUCUCAACCUGCCACGCCAAAUUUCCAUUAACCUUUUGAGUGCCAGAGGUGGUCUUGUGUAUCAUAUCUCAUCGCUCCUACCCCCAUACCAAUAUCUCUCUGUUUCAUGCACACCCAUAUGAUAUUUAAUUGGAUGUAUUCUCCAAUACAUUAGGCGUGGUGGUGUAGUGAUGCCUCGAAUGCAGAGUGAGUAAUUGAUUGGUGCUGAUCCUUCGCAGUGUGAAACCGCUGUGAUAGAGGUGACUUAUUAAAUCACACCCUCACAAUCUCUAUUACAGUUUGAUUUAUUUUGCAAUGGACCAAUGACAACAAGAUGACAGCAUCUUGUGCUGAAGAAUCCCCUGAUUCAUGCUGCUGUUUCACAGCGAGCUGUUGGGAACCCAGUAUUUCAGGUGCCAUUCAUAAUAAACUGGAGCCGCCCAAGACUUGCCACAUUUGGCACCAUUUGUGUUAAAUUACUGGCGGUUGGGAAUAUCUUCUUGAUCAUUGUGCGCUUACUUGUCACCAACACCAGGUUCCUCCUUGGUGAAUGUUUGGUGGGCUUUAUGGGGAUUUGAUGCUAAGCUUUGAGGAACUAUUAUUGAGAUAUCUUGGAGUGUCAAAGAGCAUCUUUCUCAAUGUUUACCACCGCAAGUGUGAGUGUCCAAGCAGACACUGAAUGUCAAUUACAACUGCAUGAGGACAGCCCCAGCUAAAAUAUAAUAAGGUGGCCAAUCUUAACUAUGACUUCUCGGGGUCAUUAUUAUUAAUGUAUUACAUUUGUAAAUAUAUUACAAAAGUUUUUCUUUUUUUUUUUUCUUUUUCUUCCCUCUCUUAACUGGGAUCAUGGCCAUAAAGGUUUGAGGGUUUUUCCCACCUUGUUUACUAUACAACAACUGACAGGUAAAGUAUUUUUAACAGUGUAGUGGAUUUAACCCCAAAGAAAAUAUGCAUGUGUUUUUUUUGUUUUUAUGCUUUAUUUCUUUGGGGUUAAAAUAAAACCUCACUUGUAAAAGCUGCAGACCUAAUGUCUGGAGCUUUUGCAAGCCCUUCUGUCUUUUCCAAAUACAGGUUUUUCAUUGAUCACACUCUAUUGUGGCUUUCUAAUGCUUCUCAAUAGGCUGCAGUACAACUCAUCGAGAAAGGAGGAAGGCAGGCACACGCUAGCACAACACACCUGUCUGUUAGCUUUCUGUGUAAUUGCAUAACAGUGUCUGUAAGCAUCUCCUACAUAAUAAUGUCUUAGCAGCCUGGGUACAUUGUUAUCAGGUUCAGCUGUAUACAUUAUCCACUAAACUGUGAUUUGUCAGAAAUUUAAAACGAGAAUUUUCCUAUUAUAAAAUUUUAAAUUCUAGGCCAAAAAAGCCAGCUGGUUUUUAGUUUGGCUUUUUAGGCUUAAAUUUUGAAAUACCUUUUGAAAACUCUUAAGUGAAUAACUCUGUAUAGAAUUCUGAACAGUCUGUACAGAAAUCACUUUGAGAAAAGCAGAAGCAAUCAUUUCAACCAUCUUGUUUAGCAACCACCUUUUUUGUGUAGUCUAACAUUGAUCGGUAUAGUUUGGCUCCAGUCUGUCUUGUGCCUAGGAACUUGGGAAUAAGGACAUCCCGACAGGAAGAGGCACAAGCAGCAUAGGUGGAAGCCUGGGUUUCAGCCUUUUAACCUAACAGAUCUGUUUGCUUUCAAUCAUAAUAGCUAAACUGUAUGUGACUUACAGGAAUAGCCGAGCUCAUGGCCUCGCAACGCCUGUUUCCAGUUAUUAAUUUGAUCUGGACCUAGGCAGUGUUGCUGAUGGAUUAUUGCUAACCCUAAGUGGGGAAUGAAGUACAAUAUUACAGCUCUUUUAAAGAAAGGCAUAUUUGUUCAGGCAGACUUUUCCUUUAAAUGGGUUUUGGGACAGAGGAUAAAAGUAACCCUGAAACAAGUUGGCAUUUAAUUCAAUAUGCAUUUUUCAGACUAGAUAUGGCGGUGAUAUAAAGAUUUAAAGUAGUCAAAUACAGAAAACUUUUGGGGUGCAAGUAAUUAAUGUGAGCUGGCUAUUCGUGGGACUCCUGUGGGGUGGGAGCUGGUUUCUAAGUGCUCUAGAACCUCCCAUCUGUUGUUUGCCUUGGCAGCUCCUGAAAUCCGUCAUCUGAUGAGUAGGCUGCACUUACUCUCAGAGCUGCUUUGAUCCGCUGCUUGUUUUUGUAUUUUUUAUUUCAAAGAUUCUAAAAAACCUUGAGUGUUUUUCCUGCCCCUCUGUCUCCACUCCAUUCAUUCCUCCUAUAUCUCGUUUCCAUUGCAUGCGUUCCUUGUAACCAUGUGAGCAGAGCUGACAGACCUACUCUAUUGUUUUAUAUUCACGUGUGAAAACCAUUUCUGUCCAGUACAUUUACGGAGUGAAUGUAUUAUUUAUGUUCUCACCCUGAUUGAUUUUACUGUGCUGUUAUGUUAAGCCUGUGUUGUGAAUAUGAGAGGCAAUUAGAUCAAAAAUAGUAAUUAUGAAUUUACAUCAGUAGAAAACUGGCAAGUUGCUAGUACAAACCAUCUGCUACAUUGAGAUAUUUCACAUAUACCUCAUCAGCAUGCAGAGCUACCCCGAACAUACAUGAUUCAAAUACCGCGUUCCAAAUAGUCUAAAAAAAGGUUUUUACAGAACACCUAGAGGACCAUUCACUAGGUGCUGAACAGCUUCUGAGUGAUUGGUUGCUUUAAUUUGAUGGUUUCAUUUGAAAUGUUGCUUUGUGAACCACAUUUGGCUAUUCACAAACCGCAGAUUUAGUUGUUUCAGACAUGUUUGCACUGCUACACAACUACCAUUUGGUUUCCUGUUGUAAUUGUCCAAAAUUCUCUGUACAUUGGCUUAAUCUGCUAUUUCCAAACAACCAAUUUUAGUCUUCUUAAUUUGUUUGAUACAAUUCCACUUACACAGAGCAGAUAGCUUGCACAGAUAGCAGUGAAUUCACCUAUAACUGUACUCCUUAAGUAGAUCUUGACCUUGAUUUGUUUUGAUGUUUUUUUAUGACGCGGGUACAUUUGGUUGCUGUUCAUCUAGAUCCAUGUUCAAGUGAAUUUCCCUACUUCCAUUAGAUCCAUUUUAAAGUACAGUAGUAUAUCAGUGUAGAUUCCGUUUGGUCGCUAGUGUUAAACUCAGGAUUCCUCUGAAUGAAAUUGGCUGAUUUUGCUAAAGCAUAUUCUAUUUAGUGAGAAGGCCGUGGUUAUUAAUUGACAGCUAGAAUAAUAUGCACCCACAUUGUACAACCAUAACAUCUGUUAGAUGCUGAAUAAACUGCACAUUUCUUAUUAAAACUGCAUGGAUUUUAUCAUCUUUUAUAUGGCCAAAUUAAUUUUAGGCCAUUAAUUUUUUUUACCAAUGCCUUAAACAAAUUUUACAAAGAUGUGUUGAGUAAUUUAAUCUUGAGUACUUGAAUUAGUCCUAAAUUCUUAAUUUUCCAAUAUUACAGGACGUACGCUCUGUAUAUUUUACCAAACAUCAUAAUUUUCUUAUUUUUAAGUGUGUGUAGAGUUUUGUGAAUCACAUCAGUAGUACUGGAAAAACUUUUCAUGCAGUGGUGCACUACAUUCACAUUUACCAUCCUUUGCGCAGACUUUGGAUUCAGCAACCGGUUUACCCCUGGACAGCUUUUGAAGACCUGGUGUGGGAGUCCUCCCUAUGCUGCCCCGGAGCUUUUUGAAGGGAAAGAGUAUGACGGACCCAAGGUUGAUAUCUGGGUGAGUGGAAAAUGUGUAUAUUCGGGUACAGAAGUGCUUAAUUGUAUUAGGUAAUACGUUUUGAAAAUUCAUAAGGGCAAGAAUGUAAUGGAUCUUGUUUUUUUUCCUACCGUAUGUCAACAUUGAGUAGUGUUUGUUCAUAUUUAUGUUUGUUAUGGCAUUUUGUGAGCUGUGUAUGAGACGGUGUAUGACAGUGAGGCGGUCUAAGCUGGUAACGCAAUAGACAUGUUCUUGGAGUAGAGUGUGACUCCCAAUUGUUUGAUACUUCUAAAUCAACAUCAUCCUUCGUACUCUUGGGUUUUUUUCUUAUUCUCUGGGCAGAGUUUGGGAGUUGUCCUGUAUGUGCUGGUCUGCGGAGCACUUCCUUUUGACGGGAGCACCUUACAGAAUCUCCGUGCGCGGGUCUUAAGUGGGAAAUUUCGUAUCCCUUUCUUCAUGUCCACAGGUAACUGGCUUAAUCUGCCUGCUUUUACUGCAUCAGAAUAAAGGCCUUGAUUUUAAUAGUUUUGGAUAAACAUCUAAAAUGAUUUAACAUUUUUGAAAAAUAUUUUUGGUAUAUUUUUUUUUUUGAUCGUGAUAUUGUGGUUUAUUUUUUUUAAACUUUUUAUGUGAUAUAUUUUUUGAUAUGUUACAUUUUAUUUUAAACUUGUAUCCAAAAAGUAUUAAAUCAUUUGAAAAGCUUAUCCAAACAUAUUAAAUUAAUUAAGGCAUAAUUAGUGUCCACUUAUUUCAGUUAUUUUUUCUAUCUUGUGAAAAGGCAAUGCAGAUAUUAUUACACACGUCUGUGUGCAUACUGUAUUAAUAUACAAUAGAGCAGUUAAGAAUAAAAUAGUGUGAAAUUUAUAAGCCAUAACCUGAAUAGGAUGAACUAAUACCCCCUGAAACAUUGUACAUGUCUGAAUAAUCACCGUCUUACUUCGUUUUGGUAUAUUUACAUUACUUGCCAUUCUUAUCUGUGCUCUAUAAAUAAUGCAGAUAUCAAGUGAUCCUUAUCUUAUGUAUUUAAUAAACCACAUUUGUUUUGUUUGAACAAAAUAAUUGAAACCAAAGAAUAACUGAGUUUGGGAUUUUUUUUUUUUUUCCUUCUAAUGGGAGCUAUUAAAAAUUGCAAUUGCCUUUCAAUUUUCCAUAAGUCAGUGGUCAGUGAAUACAUCUGUGAUUCCUAUCUUUUGCACAGUGACAUGAGAACAAAGUGUUGUUAAACAGUUGUACCUCCUACCGAUGUACACACUGUGUGUUUGAAUCAGUUUUGUUUUUCCAAUUAGCCUCCUUUCUUGCACAAUAUGCUUUUUAGUGCAGGCCAUUUCACCAGACAUUCCUGAGCCAAACAUUUUCAUUAAUAAGCAACACACUCGCUUAAAGCACCACUGCCACUUUUGAGUUUUUCAUAAUGAUAUAAACUUUAUUCGUAUAGACUGCAGUCAAAAGGUAUUCGAAGACAAAGCUUCUGGGGAUUGAUCCAUUUGUGUUAUUGUUUUGUAUCCUUAUUAAGCUUAGAACAAGUAUAUUGCAAUUUAGAUCUUCUGCGUGCACGUGGAAUAACGAUGGGGCUUGUGGGACACGGUGGCAUAAAUUUGAUCUACAUUGGUUUAAAUUGAUGUGACAUUGUUGGUAAAACUACUAUUGUGGGUAUAUUUGUAUUGGAGUCAUUAAAUAUCUUCCAGGCUUGUUUAACCGUUUUUUGACCUGUGUCCCUCAGAAUGUGAGCACCUGAUCCGACACAUGCUGGUUUUGGAGCCCAGUAAGCGUCUCUCCAUGGAGCAGAUCUGCAAACACAAGUGGAUGUGCCAUGGCGAGCAGGACCUCGAGUUUGAAAGAGUGAGUCUGACACACAUUUACAUACACUUAUCUGUAAUUCUUUUAAUGGUAAUUCACUAAAGUGAGAAUUGCUGUGAAUUUCAAAUUUAUGGACAAACUAGUUGCCAUAGAAACAGAACGAACUUGGAAAAUGUUUCCAAUUUGAAUAUUUUGGCCUAAAUUUUGAAAUUCACUUUGACUUCCUGGCAUAUCUCACCUUGGGAAGUAACCGUUUUAUUAAAUAAAAAUAUAUUUGCAUGUGCUUGUACUGUGAUAUGACCUCCAUUUUCCUUUUGGCAAAAUAAACAGGUUACCACUUACACAUUAACAAUGGACGUGUUCUGUUUGUUUUUUUUGUUUGUUUUUUUUAUUUAUUUAUUUAUUUUAUUUUUUUUAAUUUUGUAAAAAAAAAAUUAUGCCAUGUUUGAGUUUCUUCAUGCAAAAUCCAUGCUUAAAUAUAUUGUAAAGUAUUUUAUAUUGACUCUCACAGUCCGUUGUACCCUCCGCAGUGGCAACUAUUAAAAUAAAAAAUCAAAUUGGCUACUCUUAUCAACCUUGAUUAAAGGACCACUAUAGUGCCAGGAAAACAAACUAUUUUUCCUGGCACUAUAGUGCCCCCACCCUCAGGGUCCCACUCCCUGAAGGGGGAGGAAGGGGGUUAAACAUUCACCUUUCUCCAGCACCGGGCUGCCUCGGCGCUGGGGACUCUUCCUCCCCCCCCCCCGACGUCAUCGGCUGAAUGCGCAUGCGCGGCAAGAGCCGCGCGAGCAUUCAGCCAGUCCAUUGGAAAGCAUUCUCAAUGCUUUCCUAUGGAUGUCAGCGUCUUCUCACUAUGAAAAUCACAAUGAGAAGCGCCUCUAGCGGCUGUCAGUGAGACAGUCACUAGAGGCUGGAUUAACCCAUAUGGAAACAUAGCAGUUUCCUUGAAACUGCUAUGUUUACAGCAGUCAGGGUUAAUCCUAGAUGGACCUGGCAACCAGACCACUUCAUUGAGCUGAAGUGGUCUGGGUGCCUAUAGUGGUCCUUUAAUAACAAACUGAAAUCAAAAUUCGAAAACCUAAGCUAAAAUAGUUGACUAUAGUUGAGAUGAGGAAUGUUUCCAUAUCCUCUAUUUAAAGGGAUCCUAUAGUGCCAGGAAAACAAAGCCAUUUUCCUGGCACUAUAGGGUUAGUAGGUGUCCCCACCCCCUCCCAUGGGGUUGAAGGGGUUAAAACCCCUUCAGGCACUUACCUGAAUCCAGCGCUGAUGUCCCUCGGUGCUUGGUUAGGCUCCGCUCACGCUCCUCCCCCGUCGACGUCAGCCUGCGGGGGAAUCCUAAUGUGCAUACGCGGCAAUGGCCAAAUGCGCAUUAGACCUCAUAGGAAAGCAUUAUUAAUGCUUUCCUAUGGGGAAAAUCUGAUGCUGGAGGUCCUUGAGGACGUCCAGUGUUCGAUAACGGACCAAGUGUCUGUUUGGACUCCGGAAGCGCCGCCAGUGGCUGUCUAGCAGACAGCCAUGGGGGGCAGACUUAGAGCUGCAUUGCAAAAGGGUCACUAAGUGCAAAAGGGUCACAGCACACAGAUCACUUAAAUAAGCUGAAAUGGUCUGAGUGCCUACAGUGUCACUUUAAUCCCUUAAGGACACGUGACAUGUCAUGACUCCCUUUUAUUCCAGAAGUUUGGUCCUUAAGGGGUUAAGCCAUUUGGAUUUCAGUUUGCAUCUGCUGUGAAUUUUUUUUUUUAUUUUUUUUUAAACAAAACCCUGCAAAACAUUCUGCUUUGGUUUCCCAUUCCUUUAACAUGCCCUUAAAUUCUGAGUUCACUUUUGGUCAAAAGUGUAAUUUAAUUUCUGUCAUUAUUCAGUACCAUUUCUUAUUCUCUCUUCACCUUUUUGCAGCUUAUAGCAGAGUGCCAGAAUGUCAAGCUCGAGAGACAGAGGGAGCCUUUGAAUGAGCAAGUCCUGCUUACCAUGGCUGAAAUGGGUUUGGACAAGGAACGUACUCUGCAGGUGAAAACUGGUCCUUUACACCUCCUCCACUUCCUUCAAAGGAACCCUCUCAUUGAAAUUUUUUUUAAUAUUUUUAAAUUCAGAUGUGUUCCUUAAAUUAAAAAAAGUCUGGUCCAGUCCGAUCCUUCUCUUAGAGAAGCAUUGGGACACAUGGUAAAUGCAUGACAGUCCAUGCUUCUCAAGACUCAUUUAAUUCAAUUUCUGAAAAAGGCAAUAAUUUACAUUGCCAUAGAAAAGGGGGACAGCAUCUAUGCACUGAAGCCACUUCAUUAAGAUGUAAUUUUUCCUAUUAGGAGAGUCCCUUUAACUUCUGUCUUCAAUUUUAUUGCUCUCAUGCCUCUUUUUGCUCCUCAAUAGUCUUUAAGAACGGACGCCUAUGAUCACUACAGCGCUAUCUACAGUUUACUUUGUGACCGUCUGAAACGUCAUAAGACUCUUCGCCUCCCAACCCCUCCUUGUAUACCUCGCCCAGUGUCCUUCCCAGUUCAGGUAAGGUUCAAGGCCAUCUCCAUCCUCUCCCACGUGGUGCUGGAAAUCCUAAUAUGCUGUCAAAUACCCAAAGUAUUUCUUACUUAAACUACACAGAACAAUUAUUACUCUGCUUCUGUCCCUACAAUAUCAAUCAUUGUGUUGUUCAGUUCAUGCUUUUGUUAGCAUCCCUUCCCCUGGAUACUUUACCCCAUGUAUAGUGACUGCAUGUGUCUCAUCCCUGUGCAGGUCGAAGACACUGGUAGUGCAGUAAGUAUGAAUGUUCCUCAAGUUCAACUCAUCAACCCUGAGAACCAGAUUGUUGAGGUGAGCAAAGGAGAUGUAGAUAGAUAAAUAAUGCAGUAACCGUUUUAUCGUUUGGAACACUCCAUUGACAUUAUUUUAUUUUUAAGAUUUUAGUAGAUUUACCCCCAAGGAAAGAAUAGAUGUAUUUUGUUUUGCAUGUUUUUAUUGGGAGUUAUAUGAAAAAAGGGCAACUUUUGCCCCGGCACAUACUUUCAGUCAGCACCGGGUAAUGCUCCUUUCAGAGGCUUCUCGUUGUUAAGCCUUUGUGGUGGAGCUGCACACACGCGUUCAUGGCUUUUCACAGCUUCUCAAUGAGCUAAUAGAAGUGGAAGAUAACCUUCAGGGAUGUUUCUGCCAUGGUGCCCCAUGAUAGAAAAGUUGACACAUUUUUGUGCCUGUUUUGGCAUUUUCUAGUCUGGUCUGGAAAUGCAAGUGUUUAUGCAAAGAUCUGUACAUCCUUAAUUAGCAUUCAUUUGUUUACAUAUUUUGAAUCUACAUCUUUUGCACUAAAUUUAGUCUUGUGCAUAUGAGUAACCUGCCAUGUUUAACCCUUUCCAUGCAGACUAAUGGCACUAUGAACUUGGAUAGCGAUGAAGGAGAAGAGCCUUCUCCAGAAGCUUUGGCUCGCUAUCUCUCCAUGAGGAGGCACACUGUGGGCGUGCCAGACACCCAGUAAGUUGCAAUCUGCAGGUCAGAUUGCGUAGUUAGAUUUUUGUACAAGUUGCUGAUUUUACUAUUUAUUCAUGUCACAGAGUAAUCACUAGAAGAGCAGAUUACCCGCUAAAUUAAUCUCUACACCUUGAAUGCUUUUUAACUAUACAGUCUACGAUCUUGUUUGAAUUUUAUUCCCAUGCAUCUUGGCAUUACAUUUUAAUAUUCCAUAUAUUACCUAAAUCUGGUGUGUGUGUGUGCGUGUGUGUGUGCGUGUGUGUGUGCGUGUGUGUGUGUGUGUGUGUGUGUGUGUGUGUGUGUAUAUAUAUAUAUAUAUAUAUAUAUAUAUAUAUAUAUAUAUAUAUAUAUAUUAUACAUACACACACACACCCACAAGAGCGUAUUUAAUGAACUCCAUUAAAUAACCCUAAAUAUGGUGGUUGGCAGAUCAAUAGAACUACAGGAAUUAACCCUGCACUCAAACUGCCACUACCCAUGGACAGCGAGGAUGGCUAUUUUUCAAAUGUAUUAACAAACCCAAACAUGUUACCUGGUCACCUUCCCUAACCCCCAUUUAUAUUUGGGAUAGGGUGCCCCCUCUCCCCAGUUUUUCUGAUUUUAAUCAUGUUUUCCUAACUUAGGCCCGAUUUAAUAAUAUUUUGCAAUGAUUUAAUAAGGCUAGGAAAACUUUAUAAAUUAUUUGUUUACAAAAGUUCCAUAAAAGUAAUGGUGAUUUCUACAGAUAAUCAACUGAAAGGUUUUUCUUCCGAUAUUGAAUCAUUUGGAAAGCUUUUAAUCUAGUAUUGAAUCAUUGAGUCUUUUGAAAUCCUUAUUAGAGAGAGGCCUGUGUUUUUAUUAUUCUACUGCAUUCGAGGAAUGAUUAUUUGACAUAGCCUAGCUUAGAUUAAUUUAGUCAUAAUUAUCCUAUGACUGACCAUAUGUUUUAUUUCAGCACUGAAGGGGGAGCUGAAGAGCUACAGAAGAUGAUUCCUGGGUUCCCAAGGAUCACUCCUCAGACUCCAUUCCUGCCAGUGACUCAGAAUGCCAAUGUUAUGCACACGUUGCUUCCCAUGCCAAACAUGCCACCCGGCUGCCAUCUCGAGUACAAGGUACAAACUAGCAUUCAGUGUUCGUCAAGGAUCAAUCAAAAUUGCUUAUAAGUACAUAGGAGUGCAGGAUAUUUGCCAUUAGAUUUGUGUUUUAAACCUAUUUAGCUUAUUUUUUCGAACUCGUAUAGUUGAAUAAACAUUAGAAAAUUUUAGGGAUGCAUCGAAAUGAAAAUUAUGGGCCAAAACCAUAAAUUCAGGAUGCCCUUGGCCGAAAACUGAAACCGAAAAUGAUUUUUUUUUUUUUCAAAUGAUUUAAAAAAAGUUUGUUUUUUUCUUAUAUAUUUUUAUUAAUUUUAGACCUUUUAAUGAAUUUAAUUUAAUAUGAAAAACCCCUGCUUAAUGUAACUCUCACCUCUCUAGUGUUUCUCUCCUCUCCCUCUUUUUUUUAGUGUUUUUUUCCCCCCUCCUCCCCAGUCUCAUAGUGUUCGGCCGAAAUUUCAGUGCAUCCCUAGAAAAUUUAGAGUUGCAGGAAUUCCAAUCAAUGUAAGGUGUUGGGCUCUAAUUUCAUUAAUCCAGUAUAUUCUGUCAGUAUCCUUGAGUGUAGUGCAAUAUGCACAAUUGAUUCAAUUCAUCUUUAUGAGGAGAUGCCGUUUGGCUUGUGCUGGCUCUGCUCCUGAUUUGCCUCAUUGACAGUCUCAGCCAAUCAUAUGGGAAAGCAUUGUGAUUGGCUCAGACAAUAACUUCUGAUGAUUUCAGCCAAGCAGGCAGAUCAGGGGCAGAGCCAGCAGCUGCAGACUUGAACAAAAGUAAGAUUUUACUAUAUUUAGGAGAGCCAUGGGGGCUAGAUGGUAGUUUUAACACUAUAGGGUCAAUAAUAAAUGGUUAUGUUCCUGACCCUAUAGUGUUUGUUUAAUGCAGGGCCACUAGAUUAUAUAAUUUAUCAUCUCUGGAGGCAGAAGAGAAAGGUUAGUUAUAAAAACAACACACACCUCCUGGUAUUUCAUAUGCAGCCAUUCUUGGCCUUAAAUUUGUACUCUUUUUCACUGCCUUGGUUCAUCUAGUCGUGCUAAACCAUUAUACUUAUAUUUUCAUUGUUUUUUUACUUUUUACAUAAUGAUCACUGGACACGUUUAAUGACCUAUCACUGGUACCUUCAUGGCAACUAUUGCAUUUUGACUUUGCUGCCACCCAGUGGCUCUUGUUUUCUUUUCUCUGCUCCAUAUGUUUGCUAUGACAUGCUGGUGUUUUUUCUGAAGAAUACACCACUUGCCUAAUGAUAUUAAGGAUGCUUAUUACAAGACAAUGUCUUCCUUAACACUGAAUGUGUUAAUUGGUGCUUCUCGCCCUGUGUUUUUAGUAGUGCUUUUCUUUUUCUACAUUGGUUCCAGCUCAAUUUACAUGCCUCCAUUUUGCAUAAUAUUUUGCCAACUGCUAGUAUUUCUCUUCCCAACAGACCACCAUCUUUCCUUCCAUGUUUUUAAAGACAGGUUUAACGCAGUUGUCCCACUGUGGGUUUUGUCUUCCAUUCUUACUAACUGACAAUAUAUUCCUGUAUAGAAGCCUUGCAUUUGCAGAUCUAACGGCAUCCCCAGCACACGAGACAUUGUCUGCCUUGAACAGAUAUCUGGGCUGCCAAUGUGAAUUCUCUGCAUAUUUUGCAGGUUCCAGCAUUGGACAGCCCUGCCUUAGACUGUGUCCUUUACAAGGAUCAUCUUAUUACACUUUUCUAUAAAUCCUGCUAGUGCUCUUUAAAAAAAACCAAAAACCCGGUAGGGUCGAAACGUGAUUUAUUUGCUGUAUGUAACUUUUUUUGACUAAAUCACAUCGUACAAUUUAAAGACCUGUGAGUGACUAGGAGCUUUCAUACAAUGUGCCAAAUAAAUGUAGUAAAAUUAGUAUAGCCUGUCCUUACAGGGUUUUUAAUGUGAACACUGCCUUUUCGUAGAAACAUUUCUGCCUAAUGACCCCUCUAGUGGCCGUCACUCAGACGGUCACAAGACCUGCUUCCUUGGUCACUGAUGCACAAUGUGCAGCACUUUUAGUGGCUACGUGGUGUGCAUGGAGGUGCUGAACGUUAGUCAUAGAGAAUCAUUUGGCUGGGCUAGUCACGUUUGAACUCCGCCAAGGAGGUGACGCAGGGGCGGAAAUUCCUGACACUAUAGUGUGCCUUUAAGUAACUCCAGUACAUUUCUGGUGACUAGUUCACUUUAAAUAAAAAUGUAAUUGUCAUAGUGAAGGUUCGUUUCAGAAUGGAAAAGAAUCGCUGAGUAAGAAUGUUAAAACCACACAGUUGCAAUACGUUUAACUGCCAUACAUCUAAGUCUCAGGGGUUUCUUGUAGUUUUUAUUUUAUUAUAUUAUAUUGGGUUACCUGAAUCGGAAAACCCACGAUUUCUCAUAUCUGUAGGCAUAUAUUUGCUAUUCAGUUUGGAUUCGAGCUUUUGCAGUGUUAUACAGUCCUAUCUAUUUAUUGUGUAGGAUAAGUUUUAUUGCAAUCCCUGCAAUGAUUCUGUCAACAUUUUCUUUACUUCCUCUUACCCUAAACUAUAUACAAACUUUCCCAGGGAUCAUAACUGUUGAUCCACGUCAUCACUGUGACUCUAGAGCUGCUAAAAUAUACUUAAUGCGUUGUUUUCUUUUUUUAUUUUAUUUAAAUUUUUAUACCUAGCUCUAACCAGUCUUACUCAUUUUAUGUUUUCCUCAGGAGCAGUCUCUUCUUCAGCCACCAACGCUACAGCUUUUGAAUGGGAUGGGUCCACUUGGUCGCCGAGCAUCAGAUGGAGGCGCUAACAUACAGUUACAUGCUCAACAGCUUUUGAAAAGGCCACGUGGACCAUCUCCCUUGGUCACUAUGACAACUGUGAGUGUCUGCUCACCACCAAGCCAAUGCUGUCUUGUUUUCCAAUGUAUCCCUUCUCAUGAUUUUAGACUAUACCAUCUUUAUGUGGCAUGUAUGACACUUAAGGUUUUUUUUUUUUUUUUAGAAUAUUCCAGGAAAAAGUUACAUAUGAUCAGUAGUGUGGUAAAAAUUGCAAAUAACUUAUGCAAAAUAUUUGUAUGAAAGCCCUUUAUUUAGGUAAAUGUUAUGUGACCUUGGAAGCAAAGUCCUUGCAGAUUGGGAAAAGCGAUUCGGCUGAAGAUAGAUAAUGACCCUGCAGUUUCACUGCUCAAUUCUGUCAUUUAGAAGUUAAAUAACUUUGUUUAUGCAGCCAUAGGUACAGCUCCCUGCAUGUGACUUACACACCCUUCCUAAAUGCUUCCUGUAAAGAGUCAUCUAAUGUUUGUACUUCCUUUAUUGCAAUUUCUGUUUAAUUUAGAAAAUCUACUGCUGUUAAUAGCUUGCUCUACCCUGCAGGAGCCUGCUGUAUGUAAUUUAAGUUGAAUUUGCAGAGCAGGAAACAAAAACUUACAUCUGUUACAUCUUACAUCUGAUUGAAAGUGAAACCAUUUUUUAUUCAUGCAGGCUUUGUCAGUCACUGCCAGUUGAAGUGCUGGAGCUGUAUAAGCAAAAGUGAUUUAACUACUAAAUGGCAGUGAAUUGAGCAGUGAGACUUCAGAGGCAUGAUCUGUACACAAAAACUGCUUCAUUAAGCUAAAGUUGUUUUGAUGACUAUAGUGUCCCUUUAACGCUUGUACUCACACAAUUAAAAAAUUACCUUUUCUUUAAUACCGAAGAGUAUGUAUUCCUUGAUCUUUUGUUGAAUAUAGAUAUGUUAUAAAAUAAAGGCUAGGAUUGGUUGAUUUUAGCCGUUUAAUUUUUAGGGUCUGAAAAGCAAGGACUCUUGAGUGUUUGACUGCACUUUAGGUAAAUAAUAAUGAAGGCAGGCGCAUUUAGGGAAACAGGGAUGGAAUGUACAUUAUAUAUUCAUAUCUAGCCUAAUAUAUAAUGACAAGCACUCCUUUGUACUGGGUGCAGAGGAGUGACAUAACAUAUGUGUGGUGAGUGGGCACUCACUGACAUUGUAAAUAUGAAUGGUGGCACAAUAAAUGCCCCAACCAAAAAUGAAUGUAAUGUUUAUCAAAAGGAGUGUGAUAGCGUAGGAAAGCCCAUCCACCAUCCCCAUAAGUAUAUCCACAUCUCAACACGUGAUUAAUUGUUAACCCCCACACCUACAUCACCUAUGUGAGAAUAUGGGGAACACACAACGGAUGCUGCUCCCAUGCUAAUUGAUAAUACAUGGUCCGUCAGGGAUAUCACCGAGCAUGAUGUCCUCUAGAUGAGGGUUCCCAUGGACCGCUGGUUUUUGUAAUUGCUUACAACCCAGGGGAUAAUAAAAUGUGUAUGGACAGACUCUGCUGGCCGCUUUAUUAGCCCUGACAUCACCAAGCCCCAGGUAUUAGCAGGAAUAUCUUGGUUACUUGGGAGUUUAGUUUCUUCAGUUCUUUAUUUCCUUGGGAUUUCUUCAAUUCUAGUUGAGUCACUAGCUAAAACGGGCAAAUUCGAAUCUCCAAAUGGUUUCUAGAGGAAACGAUGAAAUCCUAAAUUAGUGUUGUUGGACAUUCUUUAGCCUUGUUAGUUUAGCAGACAUCAAAUUUCCACAUAUGGGGUUAAUCUCCGAGAUCCCCUCACAUUUGGAAAAUCAAGUUACCUUCUUGUUUUACUGUUUGGAGGUUAGUGUCUUACUAAAUGCACACUUACUCUAUCUAUGGGGGUGUCUUUGGAUGACUAUUGAUAUAAUAAUGCUCAAUAGACAACAAAAACUCCUCACAACACUAUAAUAGCUGAGUAAAUCUAAUACAAAAAAAAGAUAUAAAACAUAGAAUAAUAUAUUGUCGGUGAUUGAGAGAUAAAUAGAUAUUGGUGGUUUAUUUACAGUUUUCCUGGUAACAGAAUCUUCUUUCUAUCUGUAGAAAAUAUUGAUCUUUCUUAGAAUUAACAAACUGGAUAGUUUAUGCUGAUAGUAUCAAAAUAUAGUAGCUCUUGCGUGACUAUCACCUUGUUUAAAGUGGCCCUGUAACCUGAAACUUUCUUUCCAUAAAUGAAUAUAACAAAGUUUCUUGAUUCACACAGUCUUACAGCAGACAUUUCCCAUAAUGCAGCAUUUUAUUUAAAUACAUUUUUAAUCAAUAUAAAUUUGAUUCCAAAUAGAAACUUUUGAUGAAAUCCAUUUGUCCAACCUUAGUGUAACGCUUAUUUUUUUCUAAACUAUGCAGAAACACCUUAUCAUUCACAUAAUAUGGCAUUUGUGUGCUCUGGUUAAUUCUGUUUGGUAACCAUGCUUUGACAAUUACUUUUCUACCGUAGGCUGUACCUGCUGUUACCCCAGUAGAUGAGGAGAGUUCAGAUGGGGAGCCUGAUCAGGAGGCUGUGCAGAGGUGAGUGCAUUUCACACACUUUUGACCAUUAUUCUUUGUAGCCAACUGUGUACAGAAUAAGGCUCCCUCAACAUAAAUGCCUCAAAUGAAAACAUUUAUUUAUGUAGUCAAAUCUUCUUAUGUUCUUGCAUGUAAAUAAGCGAAUACAUCUACAUUGUCUUUGUGAACAAUAAUACAAGCUCUUACCUGUUUACAGUCUGUCUCAAGCAAAGCCUGGGUGGGACCUGCAGGUACAUGUAGAACUGGGACUUGUUCUGUAGAACUAUAAUAAAUCCCUGGAUGGAGACAAUGCUGUUCUUGAACACUUGGUGGCGCUGGGGUAUUGUUUUUGAUGUGAUGUUGGGAAAGAGGAUCACAAAAUAAUGGGCAUAGAUAUCCUUCCAAAGGCUGUUCGUUUUAUUUGAAAAACGGUUGCAUACUAGCUUUCAUCUCACAAAAUGUUACAUCUUUCUUUUGGAGUAAGUUUCCGUACAGUACACUGUGGCAUUGGUAAUACACGCUUACAUGCUCAUUGUGAUAAAUAAAAACUGACUGCUUGCGUGGUGCAACGCCAUUUGGUUUUUAUUUAGCUGUGCUCUAAUAUAACAUUGAAUGUGUGUAUCUAUUGUAACAUCUAGAAAUAUGUAUUGUUUCAGAUAUCUUGCCAAUCGCAGCAAGAGGCACACAUUGGCAAUGACUAGUCCGUCUGCAGAGAUCCCUGCUGAUCUUCAGCGUCAACUGGGACAGCAACAAUCCUUUCGAAAUAGAGCUUGGCCUCCCCACCUUGCAGCUGACCCCCACCGGUGAGCACAUGUUACAUGUGUCUGCUGUACAGCACACGUCUAAUAUGUUUUUUCCUUGCCAUAAAAAUACAAAAUGUCCUUUGUGUUCCCGGAAGGAUCUGACCAAAGGUGCCAUGUCGACCUUUGACCACUGAAUGCACACGGCAGCAAGUAAACUUUGUAUGCCUGCUACCAAUUGCCACGCUGGAGAAAACACACACACACACACUGUUUAUAUAGAAAAGAAAUUGCUACAUAUCCUAGAAACCAUACUGAUCUGAUCUAGGACACUUGUAGGAUGUAUAAGAGAAUAAAUAGUUGCAGCGCACUCAGACUACAAAAAAUAUAAUACAAAGAAGGCUACUAAAAUGUCUAUCUGAGAAUAAAUAUGGGGAUUUAGUUCCACCAUAUGGCCAUAUGUUGUUAAGCCCUCCACUACUUUCAAAGUACCCCAAUAUUGGUGGGUCCUACACUAAAAAUGUGGGGGACAAAUUAAAUAGUGUUAAAUACAAGUGUUAAAUUAAAUCCUGAUAAGAGCAUAGUGAGUAUACCAAAAUAAGUGAUGAAAGCAACAAAAAAAAGUGUUAAAACUAAACAAAUAAUGUGUUAGUGCUAAAAUGAAGUGGUCUGGGUGCCAUUCAUAAUGCUUUCCUAUGGACGCUGGCGUCUUCUCACUGUGAUUUUCACAGUGAGAAGCACGCAAGCGCCUCUAGCGGCUGUCAAUGAGACAGCCACUAGAGGCUUUAGAGGCUGGAUUAACCCUAUUAUAAACAUAGCAGUUUCUCUGAAACUGCUAUGUUUAUAAAAAAAAAAAGGGUUAAUCCUAGAGGGACCUGGCACCCAGACCACUUCAUUAAGCUGAAGUGGUCUGAGUGCCUAGAGUGGUCCUUUAAUAAGGGUUGCCAAAAUACAGAAAAAAAAUCAUACCAGCUUGCUGUGUAUUUCUUUUCGUUUGAGCUAAUUUGAAUUUGCUGAAAUUAAAAUUAUCGUCUGUGUCCAGGAAAUACACAGAGGAAACUAAACAAAUGUUAAAUCCAUACUUCUAGGGGAAGUAAUGUCAUUUAUCAGCAUUCCACCUUCAAACUGAUCUGAAGCCCCUCAAUCCUUUGUGCAACUAGGUUACUAGGGAAUUUUAAAGGACCAGCACAGUUUUUUAUUAUUUUGAUAAAUGGCUUGAAAUUUCAUGGAAUUAUAUAACUAUAUAAUAACGUAUUGUAAGAAGGGGAAAAACAAACUAAAAACUGGUAAAAUCCAGGCACCGUAACAUGCUAUGAUGCUGGGUUAUAAGUCACUGACCUGCCCUUGUCUCCAUUUUACCUGUUAUUUAUUACUCCACAAUAUGGUAUAAGUAUAUAGCAUAUACUCAAAUACAGUAAAAAAAAAUGUAAUAUUUUUAUAAUUUUUAUAUAUAUAUAUAUAUAUAUAUAUAUAUAUAUAUAUAUAUAUAUAUAUAUAUAUAUAUAUAUAUAUAUAUAUAUAUAUAUAUAUUUUUUUUUUUUAUACACGGCUCUACAAAUCCCAGGUCGCCAUGGUGACAAGGAUUUUACUCCUUGCACCUGAGAUUUGUUCGCCCAUUCAGGCUGAGGUGGUCAGCCGCCUAUGAGUGGAGGCGGCCAGCUCAUAAAGACCAUGGGCAUGCGGUCGGUCGGCCAGCCAUCUGAUAGAGAGCAUGGGCUGUGCGCUUGGGCAUGAGGCUCCUGGAGGAUUGAGACAGACGGUCAGGUGCGCAAGAAAGUUGUAACCUCCCUCCCUGCUCUGCUCCCUCGUGCAUCCUUCAGUGAUGUCGGGAAGCCGGAAUAUGACGUCAUUCUCGCCCCAGCAUCACUAAACAGCGCUCUAUGGAGAUGACUGAAGCCCCACUGGAUCCGAGGGAAAGUCAAACAACUCCGACUCCAGUUAGGGAGGCUGGGUGGUCACCUUAAUGUGUGUUGUUAUUGCAUUUACAGUUUGUGUGUGUGUCUAUGAGUGAGUGUAUGUGUUUAGGUGACUGGUCCCCCUUCAAUCACACGUGUAAGGAGUUUUUACUCCCCAUUUUUACCCUCACGCUGUACUUGAUGAUCUCAGCCAAUCCAAUGCUUUCCCAUAGGAAAGCAUUGGGAGGCUAUUGCGCAUAUGUGGCAAAAGGCCAUGCUGCGCCAAUCAGCAUUUCCUUAUAUAGAGGAAUUGAAUGAAUGCAUCUUUAUGGGAAACAUUCAGCAUAUCCUUGCAGAGCGUGGUGACGCUAAACGUAGGUACUGCAUACUGUGCCGAACUAACCCAGGAUGCAUUCUAGAGGCUGUGUGAGUGACUUUCACUAGAAGUGUUACUAGGCAACAAUGUAAAUACUGCCUUUUCUUUGAAAAGGCAGGGUUUACAUUGAAAAGUGUGGAGGGACAGGUUGUAGACACGCAAACUACUACAUUACGCUGCAGUGGUUCUGGUGACUAUAGUGUCCCUUUAAGAAUUGUAUUUUUGAUUUUGAAAAACCUGGCUCCUAGAUUUAACGCAAAUUUGUCAAGCCCUGUAUUUACACUGUUUUUAAUUUAUUUUUGUAUAAUUUAUGUAAUGUUAAAAAUAGGAGUUCUCUCCAGUCUGAAUCAUACUUCUACAUUUCUUUAAAAGAUAAAAAAAAACAAAAAACCAGAAACUCUCCUCUGGAUACAGAUGUUCUGGUUCUGCAGAAAUCAAGAAUUGGCUGAUUUUCUCAUAAUUUACCUUUAACCUUUAUUGACUAUAAUAAAGGGCUGUAGUUGCCACCUUGAUAGUAUCCAAUAUUAUUUAGUUUUGUGCCAAAAGGUUUCACAACUCCAGAAAGGUUCAUUUAAUCUAUAUGUAAGUACUAGUCCCUAUGCAUAGUGCCCCAAUAUAGUCACUAGGGGACUCAAUCGUCAUUAGGCUGUAGUAAAAAAACAUGCACUAGAUAGAACAAGUGUCAGACGGAAGUACAAAAAUAAGUGAACAAUCUGCAUCUGUUUGUGUUUCGACACUUCUUAUAUGUUUGAGUUCUGGCAGAUAAGUAGGGAGUAGGGAUACUGUGUGCUUGUUACAGCCUGUUGGACAGGGCCUUCUGUUAUUCUACAAACGGAGCACAACCCCCUACUGAUGAGGUGUAUAAAACGUAUUUCCACAAAAUUAAACACUAUUGGGUACUAUGUAGGUGGCAACUAAAGCCCUUUAAAUACAUUCAAAUAAAGGUUAUUUUUUCCUCUUUGUAAAUCCCCACCUUUUUGAUCUUGAUUUUCUCACAUUGAAAGGCUAAAACACUUGAUUGAGUGGACAACCAGAUUCGACUCUAGGAACUCUUUCCUUUUAUGUUGUGUUCUCCCUGGUAAAUGAAACCAUUCUGUAGUUUUUAUGAUUUGUCUAGAAAACUCCUACUUGGAGUGCUUCCUCUUUUGCAGUAGAUGUGUGAUGUCACUUGACGUUCAGCCUAAUGUGAUUCACCUUUGCAGCUGCAGUUAUAAUAAAUAUAUUCUCUUAUGGUGUUUUUAUAAUUUUGUUCUGUGCAAUUGUGUAGAUGUGAUUGCUUAUCGUUGCCUUAUAUGUGGUAUGUCAUUUGUCUUCAAUCCUCAAAUAUAUCCAUCGAACACAGUUUAUUCAUCGACUGUUUCUUCCCAUUUUCUACAUUCUUCUCUUUUAAGAUCCAUGUAUAAAGACUCAAAUACCCUUCAUCUUCCUGCUGAGCGUUUCUCUCCCGUGCGCAGGUUCUCUGACGGUGCUGCCACAAUACAAGCUUUCAAAGCUCACCUGGAGAAAAUGGGCAACCAUAACAGCAGCAUCAAACAGUUACAGCAGGUAACUCGAAGCCCCCAAGCCUUUAGAUCUCAGAUUCAUAUCUAGUAUUAUGUUUAUUUACCAGCGCUUACAAAUCAACAUCCUUUAAAAAUAACAUAAAAGUCUGUUUUAUAACAUCCAUUCCAAAUAUUUUAAAGGAUUGCUCAUUGAGGCCUUUAUUUAAUACGCUUUGAAAAUAAUGUUUAAUGCUGUUAGAGAAACGUUACAAAUAAUUUAUCUAACAGAAGUCCCUAGUAAAUCCUAUGGAAUUCUUUGUAAAUUAAUCAUUUGGAAAGCUUAUUAAAUAAAAGCUGGUAUUUGCCAGUAAAUGAGCAGGGAAUUGUAACGUUAUAUAAUAGAAGGGGAAAAAAAAUCGACCCAUUUUUCCAGGUCUAAAUUUUGAUCUAGAGAUUGCAAUUCCUUGAUUAGUUACCAAUUUAUUUUUUGGUGGUUUACUGAAUUGCUCUGCUGUUGAAUUGUAUCAUUUUAAUGAAUAACCCGCUUUAGAAAGCCCCCUAGAAGAGUCUUCCUCUGAUUUCGCCUAUUUUUCAGACUUCUCAAAAUGUGGAUACGGUUCUAUAAUUCGCAAAUAGUAUAUCACGUGAGAUUUGUCAAACUGAAUCUAGAGUUUAUACACCUAUCGAAAACCAAAUGAAAUAAAAUUUGCCUUAAAGUAUUGGCAAUCUAUCCCGUUCCUUGCUAGCUCACUUUGUGUUUUUGUCUUUAACUUGUAAACCUUAUUGUUACUUUAAUGUAACAUUUGAUCACAUAAAGUCCUAUUCAAUAUAAGUGCAUCAUUUAAAAAAAAAAAAAAAAAUUAAAUUUUUUUUUUUUUUUUUACUUCUUGUGAUUUGAUUAUAUUGGAAGCUCCCUCCAGGAAAGUAGAAUUCCUGCCCAGAUGCUGUGUGCUUACUCAAAUAAUAAAGGGAGCUUCUGAAAAACCAUGUGAAACUCGUCACUUUGUCUUAAUACUGUAUAUGGAAGACACUGGAUGUCUGUCUAACUUCUCUUUGGAACAGUAGCUAUCUUGCUUGCUUUUUCUCCAAUGCAGGCUAGUAAUCCCACAAGUGAUUUAUAUUGGUGAUGGGAUUGUAGUUUAGUCAGUGGCUACUUGUUCACCCCUUGUAGGAAGGUGCAAGUAAGCAUCUAAUUUAUCAUGUGUAACAAUGUUUGUUUGCCAUAUUGAGAAAGAUAAUCUCGUCUUUUCACAGGAGUGUGAGCAGCUGCAGAAAAUGUAUGGUAUACAUAUGGAUGAGAGGACACUGGAACAUACACAGCAGCAGCACAUUAUGUAUCAGCAAGAACAUCAGCAGCACUUUCUGCAGCAGCAUCUCCAGGUACGAGAGAGUCCAUGAAAUCCUUACCGGGGGAUCCAUUUACUACAGCUGGUAGACUAUGCUUUCACGGCUCAUUAUUUGACUUCUGUCCCUUUUUAUAACAUGCCAUAAAGGGAUCUUCAGCAUCUUCAGUUUUCAAACCUUUGUUUAUAUUGCCAAUUUAGGAAUUACGCAUUAGUCUAUAGAUCAGUGAUGGCUAACCUUGACACAAAUUGUUUCUGGACUACAUUACCCAUGGUGCUCAGAUAGCUUGUAUACUCUUAAAGUUAGCUGAGCAUCAUGGGAAAUGUAGUCCAGAAAUAAUUCAUGGUGUCAAGGUUAGCCAUCACUGCUAUAGAUCAUGGGAGGAAUCCUACUGGUUUGCAUUGUAAACACAAAUGUGUGAAGUGUUCCCUUCUUGUCUUUGCUUAGGACUGUAUCUGCCCCCCACAGCCGUCACCCCCUCUACAGACCUCAACCGUGGCACCAGCCUGUGAAAAUCAGCCAGCUCUGCUUACCCACCAGCUUCAGAGGUAUUGUCUUUGUCUGUGGUGUGUUUCCCCAUUGGUGUAAGACCUAAACAAAUUCCAGACCUGGAGUGUAGUGAACUGAAAGAUAGGAGAAAGCACUAGCACUCCAAAUCGUCCCCACCCAAGAUGCUACUUUUUCAUAAGCUACACACAUUAUAUGCUAGUUGCUAUUGAAGCCUAAAAUGCUUGAUGUAUCUAACUGUUAAUUUGUAAAUGGUGUAUAAAGAGAGCAAGCCACACAUCUGAUAAUGUGUAAAUGUACUUAUCUCAUAUUUUUCAACUCCAAGGGCUUUUUAGAAAGCAGUGUACCUUGAAAUGCCAUAAGGUUACUUAUUUGACUGUGCGUCUGUUUUUUUACACCUACUUAGUGCAACACCACCUACUUGUUGUCUGUUAUUUCGUUACUUUAAUAUUAUAAAUACCCCUAACCUCAGUCUGUACCCCAUAUCAUUAUAUUGUCCUAUGUCUACUCAUGAACAGGCUCAAAUAAAUGUUUAUGCAGAGAUUGUUUUAUUUCUAUAUUUAUUUUUAAAAGGUUAACCCCUUAACGCCGUUACUGCGUUCUAUGCUGUCCCGCAUUAAAUGGGCUUUAAAGCCGUUGCGGCAGCAUAAAACGCAGGAGCCUGCAACUACUCACCUCCGCCGCAGUUCUCUUCUGGAGGGCUGCCUGACAGCCCAGGCAGCCUUUCCAUAACAAAUGAGGCCCCGGGGGACCAUGUGAUCGCUCUCAAAGAGCGAUCACAUGGCCCCCUAUAGCUGGCUGUAGAUCUGCCAGCAGGGGGACUGUCUGAAAUGUCACAGUCCCCCUGCUGGUGGGAAAGUAAAAAAAAUAAACAUGUUUUAAAAUAAAAUGUAUUUUUAUAUAUAUAUAUAAGUACAGAUAUUAGUAUUAAAAUACACUUAUAAUGAGGUUAUAUAUAUAAUAUAUAUAUAUAUAAUACAUCUAUAUACAUUUUAUAUAACACACACACACACACGUAUAAUUACAAUAAUAAAUAAAAUUAAAUAAAAUAUUUUAAAAAAAAAGUAAAUAAAUUAUAUAUAUAUAUAUAUACAUAUGUAAUUUCAAUCUAACUGUAUUUUUUUAUCAAUAAAUCUAUAUAUUGGUAACAAAGUACACUUAGAAUGACAUUCUAUAUCUAUAUAUAAAAUAAAAAUAACACAGAUAAAUAUGUAUAAUUAUAUAAUAUAUAUAAUUACAUAAAUAACUACAUAAGUGUAAAAAGUAAUAUUUUAACAUAAUUAUGUGAUUUAAAGGACCACUAUAGUGCCAGGAAAACAUACUCGUACCCCCUCCCGCCCGGCUCUGGAAAGGGGUAAAAACUUACCUUUUUCCAGCACCGGGCGGGGAGCUCUCCUCCUCCGAUCCUCCUCUUCUCCUUCCCGUCAGCUGAAUGCGCACGCGCGGCAAGAGCUGUGCGCACAUUCAGCCGGUCACAUUGGAAAGCAUUAUCAAUGCUUUCCUAUGGACGCUUGCGUGCUCUCACUGUGAUUUUCACAGUGAGAAGCACGCAAGCGCCUCUAGCGGCUGUCAAUGAGAAGGCUUAACCCAUUCAUAAACAUAGCAGUUUCUCUGAAACUAUGUUUAUAAAAGAAUGGGUUAAGCCUAGCUGGACCUGGCACCCAGACCACUUCAUUAAGCUGAAGUGGUCUGGGUGCCUAGAGUGGUCCUUUAAUUAGUUAAAAUUUGAUUGACAUGCCUGACAACCCAGGCAAAAAGUGCAGAGAAUUUGAAUUGCAAGCACUAUAUAUAACCCUGUAACUUUCCAAGACAUCAUAAAACCUGUACAUGGGGGGUACUGUUUUACUCAGGAGACUUCGCUGAACACAAAUAUUAGUGUUUCAAAAUGGUAACUUGUAUUACAAUAAUGAUAUUUUUAGUAAAAGUGAAGUUUUUUGCAUUUUUCACACAUGAACGGCACUUUUACUGACGAUAUUAUAGUUGUAAUACAAGUUACCAUUUUGGGGAGGGGGGUUACAAGUUGCACUCACAAACUUUUCUGAAUCCAAAUAUGUGCUUUUUUUUUGCAGUAAAAGCUAUCAGUAUUAUGACCUUUACAGCUAAAAUGUGAGGCGGAACUACAAAUUAUUUAAAAAAAAAAUUUAUUUCUCAGUUUUUUGAUUUUAUUCUUAAUAAAUUGUUUCAUUUAUAAAUAUUUGAUAUGAAAUGAAAGCCCUGUUUCUCCUGAACAAAAUGAUAUAUAAUAAGUGUGGGUGCACUUUAUAUGAAAGAGGUGAAUUACGGUUGAACAGAUGCAAAUUCCAGUUUUUGUUUACAUUUUGUUUUGAUCAGAACGUGUACUAUUGACUCUGUCCUGAAGGGGUUAAUGCCCAUUAUGUUCAUAGCUUGUUCUUGUCUUUUUAGGUUGCGAAUUCAGCCUUCCAGUCCUCCCCCAAAUCCAACCAGCAAUCACCUUUUUAGGCAGCCAAACAGCAGCCCUCCACCGUCCUCCAGUGCCAUGCUCCAGACUCAUGGUAUGUUCCGUGUGCACUCUAUCUCUAUUUCAUAUCUGUGUAUAUGUAUAUGCGUGUUUUUUUUUUUUUUUUAAUCUAUAUAUAUUUAUUUCUAAUUUUUACCAGGGGCCUCAACUUCUACUCCAUAUCAGGGGAUGCCUCCUCACAGUGCUAUCUAUCAGCCUUCUAGCAGUGGCUCUCCCCCUCCAAACAUGCCACUGCCUCGGAUGAAUAUCCAGCCGCAGAGCCAACAGUCUGCACAGCAAGUUACCAUCCAAGUUCAGGAGCCAUCAGAUAUGCCAGGAUCCUCCCGGGGUGUGCCAAUCAAUCCUUGUGCCAACCAUAUACAGAUGCAGCAGCGAGCUACGUUCAUGGCAUCUUUGGGCUGUUACAGUCACAGACCCUUGUCCAAGCAGCUGAGUGCAGACAGUGCUGAAGUGCACAGGUACGUAGAGGGCUUUGCUGUAGUUGUACAAAGCUAUAUAUUUGGCAAAGGCGAAAAGUUUAGCAAUUGGUUGUGGAAGAGAUUAUAAGAGCAGCUUCAUUAAAACGUGGACGUUCAGUCACUGUUGAUUAAAAAAGAAUUGUCUCAAAAUUUUUGUAUUGUCCGGUGCGCAAUGUAUUGCUGUAUCCAUUAACAUUAACACAGUAUCUCCGUUUAGUGCAAAAUGCUAUUCCAUAAUUCCAGAGCCUGCUUAAGCGUUAGAAGUACAUCACACAUUCAUAAUUAAAAUACAAUUUUUGGGGCGCGACCUGGCUUAAAACAUGUUGUUAAAAUUGUGCUCAUAACAGCUGCCUAAUUUGCUGUUAAAGGGACAUUCCACACACCUAAAGCACCUCAGUGCUUUAUAUUUGAGGUGUAUCUCCCCUUUAUUGCAGCUUUUAAAAGUGCUGACUUUUUUUUCCCAGAAUCGGCACUUUUGUAACUAAUUUUACAAACACCUUACCUGCCUUAUCCCACAGAUCCCAUUUUAGCCCUGUCUGCUGACUCCCUUGCUUUCAGUGUGGAGAACUUGGGCUGAAAGCCUGUACACACUCGCCCCAGAUCAUUAAUUGUGGGUUUAUCUACUAAAAUGUUAAAUAAAAAUGCAGUUGUGGGGUAAAAGGUCCACAAGGGCAGUAGUCAGCAGGAAUUUUAUUAUAGUAUUUUAGGAUGAUUUUACCACUUGUAUAUCCUUUGUCACUUACCCUUAGGGGGAUACUGCAGGCACCAUAAGUGCUUCAUCGCAUUUAAGUGGUUAUAGUGUCUAGUCUACCAUUUUUAAUGUUAAUCAAGAGUCCUCAGAAACUGAUCUCCUCUGUGCUGUUAGGGAUGACAGGGUGACUAAAUAUUUAUUUAGAUUUUUUUUUCUUUUUUUAUUUAAAUCUGACUAUUUUGAUUUACAUCGGACUUCUUUUAAUAAAAUUAUUUUGAAUUAAAAAUCUGUCUGGAGACAGCCUUCUAUUUUAGAUAGAUUAUAGUUGAAAGGUUAUUCAGCAUGUAGCAUUAGACUGUAUAUUCAUGGAAUAUUUACAUUCUAGGUAAAUGAAUUCCAUUAGUCCAAGUUCAUUGAACUUAUGCCUGCAGAGAUAACUUAGAGCUGCAUUGAAUCCAUGCAUCUCUAUGAGGAAAAUUCAGUGUUUCUGUGCAAAUGGUGGAAACACUGAAAGUGUGCAGCACUUCACCAAGAAGCACCUCUUGCAGCCAUCUGAGGAGUGGCUAGUGGAGGUAUCCCCAGGCUGUAAUGUAAACACUGCAUUUUCUCUAAAAAGACUGUUAAAAAUAAAACAACAAAGCUAUUUGAAGGUUUUCCUAUUUGCCCCAAAAAGGGGAAACAAUCCGUCUUGACUCCAUAAUGGCAAUCGGAUUUUUAAUUGGAACAACAACUUGUUCACACACACACAUUAAUUAUAUCCUUACAUAGUCUGCUUUUGCAAAAAAUAUCUUUGAAAUCCAGGUUAUAUUUCCUUUGAAUUCCUAACACUUCACACUUUGUUCAGUAACCUUGCAUAUCAUGGACUGUCUUUAAGUACACUACAGGCACAGAACAGUUGGAAUGUAACCGUUAGUACAGAGAGUGUGUGUUAACAGUUAAAAGUGCUUUUGUCCCAACAAGUUAACACUAUUUUUCUUUUCCUCACCAAUUCCAAUUACUCUUGCCAUGAUUUUUCAGUCUGAACGUGGGCCGCUUCUCCCCUUCCACAAACUAUGACCAGACCCACCUCCACCCUCACGUAUUCCCAGAUCAGCCUCGGCCUCCUCCUGUCGGGUACACUUCCACAGCAAGCACAGGAUACAAUACUUCUGGUGGCACAGGGUACCAGCAGGUCAUGAAGGUACCUCAAAUGGAGCAGUAUCCUGGUUUCCCUGCCACCCCCCAGCAGAACUACAAUCCCUCAAGUCUGCAACAGGCUUUACUAUCCCCCACCCCUGCCACCUAUACCAGGCAUCACCAGCAGUUGCCUCACAUGUUACAGGGUCUACUCUCCCCUCGUCAUUCUCUGACUGGCCAUGGAGAUGUACGCCUGCCCCCUGCUGACUUCAUGCAGCUUCUCAAACAGCACCAGCAACAGCAGCAAGAGUUGAAUGAACUUUUUAACCAGCACCUGAGCCAGGGUGAUGCUGGGAACAUUUCCUACCAGAGCUCACCUGAGCCCUACCACCACCUUCUUCAAAUCCGAGCACAGGAAUGUAUCCAUCCAGUUCCAACUGUUCCCUCAUCAUCCAGGUACCACCCAGCCAUGCUGCACUCCGAGAGCAUGGAGGAGGACAACUCUGGAGAUGGACAUGGGGAGGGCGAGGGAGAGACUGUCAGACCCCUGGUGAAGCCCUGCCAGGAGACUGGACAUGGAGAUACAGAAUCUAUGUUGGGGACAAUGACAAUUAGGGAGCAGGAGCUGGGUACACAGCAGUACCAGUCGCAGACCUACAGCCGGACCAAGCCUACCAGCAGAGGUAAGAUUUGCACAUUGUAGAAAGAGAAAAUGGUUUUAGAGACCGUUCUACCUGAUUGCUAUAGAAUAUGGCUUGGUAUUCUAGAUAUCUGUCAAAAUCACACCUACACAUUUUAAAAACUUUUACAUCCCAGGAUUUCCUUUUCUUUAUAUGCUUGUUAACCAAAGUGGUGAUAUUCAAUGUUUUAUUCAAUAGUGUAAUUUCCAGAGAAUUGACCGUUUCCCUUUAAAUUCUUUUGGCUUGAAAAUAAUCCGUGAUCAUUGGAGUUCAGGGCAUAGGACAGUAUCUGUAAUAAGGUGCUGAAUUAAACAGGUGAAACGGCAGUCUGCUAGCGCUAAUGCAAGUGCUACAUAGAUGCUGGUUAAGUAAAAUAUUAUCUAAACAGCUUGACAAAGAUACCAGCUGCCCUUACCAUGAAUGAUUCAUGUGUCUAGAAUCCCUUUUAUUCACCCUUUGCUCUCCUCCCUUCCUGCACACACUUGUCUCAUUAUCUCAGUGGCUUGUUAUCUGUCUGAUUCUUGGACUUUCUGGAGGUAGAAGCAUCUCACAGCCUUUGGACACACAAUCGCUGUACUUAACCCAUGCUUUGCCUCACUUGUGGAGGAAAGGACAUUUUAAAGGGACAUUAUUAUAUUGCUUACCUGCUUAAAGGGUUACUCAAAGCACCUUGAACACUUCAGUGAUUUAAAGUGGUCAUGGUGCGUGGAGUCUGUAAGUGCAGUGUUUUGCUGUGAAAUUUGGCACACAUUAAGUGGAAUGCUUGGCUGCUGGAGUAGUAAUUCCUCCUCUGCUACUAGGGUAACAGCCUGGCUACUGUUAUUCUUGUGCCAUUUAUUCAUUAACUGAGAGCAGUCAGCUGAUUCAUAUGCUCGAAAUGUGUCACCACAGUAGCAGGGGGCCUAAGAGUCUGCUGGGACCCAGGUAUAAAGGCAAAUCAUUGAUAAACAGAUUGGCAAGGGUAUUCCUGGCAUUAUAACCACUACGUUGAGCUGACACGUUAAGUUAGGUGUUUAAAGAACAUCUGCAUCUUGCACAUCACGAUGCUAGAAUAAAAAUCUUUACUCUGUUCCACAGUAGGAAUUCUGCUUUAACUGCUGGAGUUUGUAUAACCGCAUCCUAGUGGAAGCUAUAGUUAACGUAAUGUAACAUACCGCACUCGGGUUCAUUUAUCAACUAUUUUGUAGAUCUGUCAUUGUAAACUUGUUUCUCUUAAUUUUUUGUAGAAUUACAAAAGUCAUCUUGCUCACCUGGCCACUGUCAUAUUUACUUUUUGUUUAGUAACAUUGAGUGUCAUGAAACUUGAAGGUCCUCUUCACUAACCUAACUACCUGUGCGUAAUCUCAGAUAAAUUGGGUAGUGGAGUAAUGCAUAAUGAGUACCAUAUUGAUUUGUGAAAGACCUCCUCAACUGUAGUUUUCCCCGGAGGAGCUGCUGCCUUUUGGAGCUGAUCAAUGUGAAGCUAUUAGUGAUCAUCCAUUUGCAUCACACUCUAAAGCGCCUUACCCACUAGAACUUAUUAUAGUGAUUGUGAUGAAUGUUUUUUGUGCUAUCCUUCCAUUUUUUUGUUGAGCAUUUUGUCAUAAAAACACAUAGCAUUACCAGUCCCCUCUUCUGCAGCUUACUUGUAUGGUAAUAUGUUUGUUUUUAUAUAUAUGUAUAUGUGAGAGAGAGCGCAAGCAGCUAAAAUCUCAUGUAAAUACCUAAAAAUUACACGAAAAUGAUAGCAAAGAAAAAUUUAACUCAGUGGAAUAAACCAUCAAGAGUUAAAACCCAGUGGAGCACUAAAAAGUAGUAUGUCCAAAUAGACACUUACCACACUGGUUCUUUCUAAUUACUGCAUGGUUGCUGAAUCAUCACCAGGUUGAGACUAUUGCUGUUCAGCUGAAUGCUACUUACGACCUCAGGUCACAUGUAAUGCCACAUUAAAAAAUUAUUGGCUUCAACUUACCACUACCUACUCAACAAUGAAAAUUCAAUACAAACUGCUCAGAACCACCUAGAUAAGAAUUGAUCUAAAAUGCUAAUGGCCUUACCUUAGACUUACACGUUAUACCUAUGCAUAGACAACAGUGCAUAUACUUCGGUUAAGAUUUAGCUCAAAUCCUUGCUGCAUACAUACGCUGACUGGAUAGAUGUUGCGAAUUGCUCACUUUUACCCAUGUCGGAAUUGCUGUGAAAUGUUAUUUGCCCUACCUUUGUUUGACAUACUAUGCCUCUGCAUAGGCAACAGUGCAUCAAUUUUUUUUUUUCAAACCCGUGCUAUGUCUGCUACUAUUUUGCACACGAAAUAAAGAAACUAUUUAACACAAAUAGACACUUACCCUUCUACAAAUAAAGGAAGGUAUAUUGGAACUGGGAUAUCUAAACAAAAAAAACAAAAAAAAAGCAAAAUAUGGUGGUGUAUGUCAACAAUUACAAAGUGGCAUAUACGUUUAUAUGGACCAAACUCACAUUGUAUUUAGCCCUAUAGGGAUAGGCUCAAAUCACAUUUGAUGAGGUAAAUCAGGUAAAACCAGACUUCUUUAAGAUUUUAAACUCUGAAGUUCUCAAAUAAAAGGGAAAAAGAGAGCGAAAAUGCUUCCAUCUUAAUAUUGUCAGGUAUAGUAAAGUUCCACAUUAUAUGAGCAUCAGCAGAAGGGCAUGGCUUUAUGUGCCCGGUGAGCCCUUGUUUUGUCAAAGUGCUCAAAUGGUUUGAGAGAAUAUGGGAGGAUGGCAACCAAAGAUUCCAUGCACCAUUACCACUACAGUAUGUAAAGGGCCACUCCAAAUUCAAUUGAAGUCCUUUAUUGUGUGGUGUGUGCCCUCUUUUUGCAAAAUGGUAAAGACAAAAACGAAAGUAACAGGACCAGUUGUCUGAUCGAGAGCUGGAGCUAAACUCAAGAGGCAGCUAUUGCCCAGAGCACCUGCCUUGCAAAGACUUCUCACUGAACAGCAUUGGGAAGGCUGUGAUUGGACAGCCACAUAAUGUCUGGGCGGAGUUAGAAGGGGAGGGCUUGCAUGGUGGUAGACAGGAGAUCUGCCACCUGUUUUUAGAUAAAAAAAAAAAAAAAAACCACGAUAAAAAAAAACAUAAUUAAAUGCAUGUAUGUUUUCAUUAGUGGUACAUCUAUUAAAUAUGGAUUUUUAUUUUAUUUGGAUUAGGGAGGUGGAGGGGAGGGUCUUCUUAUUUUUUUUUUUUUUUUGCAUUUGUUGGUUUACACAGUUGUCUGAUUUUAUAUCUUUUCUUCAUAAAGAGCCUUCCGUGAAAUGCAUGGACAGGGUCUCUCCAACACAAGUCAUGGAUGUUCCGGACCACAAUGGAGUUCCCUACCCCCCCAGGGGCUCACCCAGUGAGCACUCGCGUUCCAGAAUGCUUCAGCGACACCACACCAUUCAGACUAGCGACGAUGCCUAUGUAUGUUACAUUAGAUUAAAGACUUAGUGUGAUGAGAAUAAUGAAUACUUGUUGGUCUAAUACCAGGACAUUAGCAGUUACUGGAUGUCUAGAGGUUAAAUGCUAGUGCUUACACAUAGGAGAUUUACUAAACUGCCAUGUUUUGAAAAGUGAUGAAACAUUGCAAAAGGGGAGGACUUGUCAAUUGGUUCCACUAGUUUCAGUGGAGAAUGCUUUACUUUUAGUAAUUACUGCUAAUUUUCCCCAAUAUUGUAGAAAAAUCGCAGAUCAGAAAAAACUUUAAGGAACCCUUGCGGUUUGGAAAUCAUAACUUAUAUAAAGGAGCAAUGUGUAUUUUUGAUUUAUUUAUUUAUUUUGUAUGAUCGGAGAUUGCAUCAUCUGUUUAAAAAAAAAAAAAAAGAAAACAAGCAAAAGAAACACUCUACCUACAUUGACUACAUACAUCUUAUUCUUUUACAGGUGCAGUUAGAUAAUUUAGCGGGAAUGAGUUUAAUGGCAGGUAAAGCUCUAAGUUCGGCUCGUAUGGCGGAUGCUGUUCUAAGUCAGUCUUCGCUCAUGGGGAGCCAGCAGCUCCAGGAUAACGAAGGCGAGGGUGAGCAUUUACUUUCCACUUAAUCUUAUUGAUCUCACCAAACUUACUCUUAUUUCUUAUUUUUUCUGUUUUUCUUUACUUGUCCUUUCUUUAUCUCUCAAUCUGUAAAUUUAAAAAAAAAUGUUUAGACUGGGGUAGCCAGCAGCUCCUGGAUGGAGAAAACAAGGGUGAGCUUUUAUAAUUUAAGGGUUCUGUCAAAUUUCUUUUUUUGUGUAUUUGUUUGUUGUUUUCUUUUGCUUCUUCAUUCAUUCAUUCAUUCAUUCAUUCAUUCAUUCCUUCUUUCAUCUUGUUUUCUUACUCUUGCAUCCUCUUCUUGGUUAUGUGUUUACCCUCUGUCUGCAUGAUCCCCACCUCUUCCUCUGUGGAUGCAUGACCCAUUCCCCUUACUCCCUCUCUGGGGCGCAUGGACAGUACUCCUUACUCCCUCUCUGUGGAUGCAUGACCCAUCCUCCUUCCUCCCUCUCUGUGGAUGCAUGAUCCAUCCCCCUUCCUCCCUCUCUGUGGAUGCAUGACCCAUCCCCCUUCCUCCCUCUCUGUGGAUGCAUGACCCAUCCCCCUUCCUCCCUCUCUGGGGCGCAUGGACAGUACUCCUUACUCCCUCCCUGUGGGUGCAUGACCCAUCCUCCUUCCUCCCUCUAUGUGGAUGCAUGACCCAUCCCCCUUCCUCCCUCUCUGUGGAUGCAUGACCCAUCCCCCUUCCUCCCUCUCUGUGGAUGCAUGACCCCUUCCUCCCUCUCUGUGGAUGCAUGACCCCUUCCUCCCUCUCUGUGGAUGCAUGACCCCUUCCUCCCUCUCUGUGGAUGCCAACCUUUAAUUUCUUUGUGGCAAAUGCUUCUCUCUUUGUGGUGCAUGACUACCCCCCAGGCCUACCUUUAUGUGGUACAUGCUCCCAUAGGCCUCCAAUUCUAUAGUGCUUGAGCCUUGUACUAUGUCAUCCUUUCUGUAGAACUUUCCACCCUUCUCCCAGUAGUGCAUGGACUUGGUUUCUAUAGCGCGUUGAACCCCCAUGCGGCUCUCCAUCUUCUCCUUGAAUAUCUCUUGUGCACCCAUUCUUAUGGUUCAUUUGUUACUGUUUUGUUCAUCACUGCCAUUUACCAUUUUGCCUUUCUCCACUUAUUUCUUCCAGCAUGAGAAUUUCUAUUUUUCUUUUUACAGAUUGCGAGAGAGAUCCUGAAGCAACAGACCUGUCUGUGAUGGGUGACAAUGGGCAGCAUAUCCCCAAUUCCUGCUACCCCACCACCCUGCUGUUGGGAUAUAAGCACACAGAUAUGAACUUCAGCAUGGAGCAAGCAGGAGUGUGAGGAGAGGUAAAAUGCCACAUCCAUUUCACUUUAAGACAGCUCAGCUGACACAUUGAUGGCCAUGUCAAUACUACUAAAUUUCUUUAUGUACAUGUGAAUUUUGAAUAGUUUGUAAACUUCUUGUUUUGAGUUCAGAUCAGGACUAAAUGAUUAUCUAUUGCUGUGUUUGAGUGCAGUGUUUAUUUUAUAUAUUUUAUUUCCUGUCUGUCAUAAUGUUUGAUUAGAGGACAGCUUGUUGCACCAGACAUGUCUUUUCCAGUAACUUUGCUUGUGAAUUAGUUUAUACUUCCUAAUCUUUGCUUGUUGAUCAAUAACCUCAUUAGAUAUUCUAAUUUGUCAUAAUUGAGUGAUUUGGCAGGACCGAACGUUGGAGCACACACAUCUCAAGAGGUUUAACUAAUCCAUUAUUGGCCUUUUGCAGGUUUUCUGUCAAGUCAUAGAGGGUCCCAUCUUCUGAACACCAACAGUAUCUGCAGCUUUGGAGCCAAACUUCAACCGUAUUCCUUCCAACUGACCCCGGUGCCGCUCCAUUCCCCACAGACUUAUUCUGGAAGUCGUCAUGCCCUUUCCCCCCAUUAUGGUUCUUAUUUUGUUACUCUGUAAACCCACACCUUCCAAACAAGAAUCGGGGCUGCCACAAAAAGGGGAAGAGUGAAUGGUGGGGAGAUGAUGUUUUAUUUCGUAAACAUGAAUCAGACUAUGAGGUUCUGCCCAUGUAGACAGAGGGAAGGAGAAUGUUAGUUUUUUUUGCGGGAAAGCAACAGGGAAAGUUAGGGUAAUGGAAUAUUUGGUUAUUUUCAAAUAUUGAAAAACCAGCAAAAGAAUCCCAUUCAGAAAUAUGGCAGAAGAACUGGCAAGAGGAUUUUUCCCCAUCCGUUAGUGUAUCAGCUGACAUUGCUGGUACUUGCGCUGGUUCUGAUGGGAGAAUCUGGCGUCUGCGGAAGGCUACUUGACAGGAAAUGUGGUUGUCUGAAGAUGGGCUGGCAGGAGAAGUUGGCUGUUAAGGUUGAGGGUUGGUAACGAGGAGAGUGUGUGUAUGCCAUAGUCGAUCCUUUAAUGACCGGCUUUCUCUUAGUUUUUGAGACAUAACAAAGACACACUACACUGGCCAGUAACUUAAUUGAUGAACGUCACAGAAACCCCUUUUUUUGUAAUUUGCACUAUUUUUAUUGAGAGUCUAAAUAGCUGUAGCAUUAGCAGAGACUUCAAUUCAUUCUUGUUGAGUGAAGGGAAAGCCAAAGAAUAGAAAGAAUCCUCUACAAGGAGGGCACAUAGAUUUAUCAUUUAUCUCUGAAUUUCGCUGUACAUAGAUUAUCCAGAUGUUUUCACUUUUUACGGUAGUAAUGUAAGGGUAACUCCAUCUGUCAAAUGUCCACUAAAGGGAGACUCCUUUUUUAAUUUUGAGGUAUAUCUCCAGGUAUAAUUCCAGUCUUCAAAUAAUACUAAGGGCUUGGAUUCCAGCAGUUAUCCUUGGCAUUUUACAUAAAGAGGUGCUAUUUUUUUUUUUUUUUUAUUAUUAUUUUUUAUGGGUGGCAUGGAAGACCAAAAAUGGACUAUAGAAAGAUCAAUCUAUUUUCUGAUGUGCUAUUAAGUAAACUCCAACCAUAAUGGGGCUAUACCCAAACCCCCCUUUCUUACAUACACCAUCUUCUUCAAACCCUGCCCAUAGGGUUAUUUACCAAAAAUGUAUUGCUUUGUCAUAACUUUGUUCUUAAAGACCAAUGUCCUACUUGCUUGGUAUCAGCAGGGCAAUGUGGACCUGCUAAUGAUGCUUUUGUAGGUUCUGCACAAGAUUGUCAUGGCUGCAAAGAAAUGUCAUUUGUCCAUAAGGUUUUAAUUUAAAAUUUUAAGGUGGUGUCACUACUGUUUCUCUACCUAUAAGGCACAGGAGUUGCAAAUUUUGCACUCGUUAGACGUAGCUGUGUAUGAAUGACUGGACCGCUUCUAGAGAUUUACAUAUAUAGAUAUAUUUACAGAUAUAUAUAAGCCUGUAAUACAAAGCUUUAAUUCGAUCUCUGAAAGGAAGGAAAUAUGUUUUAUAAGUCAGCCCCACAUAGUCAUUACCAAUAAAUAUAUUAAUACUUCCUAUCUUUUUAAAAUUUAUUUUAUUUUUUUAGAUUCAUUCUCCUGGAAUCCUUUUCCUAGAUUUCAAUUUGGUAUUUUUAUCAUGUCACCUAGGUGUUGUGUUACUAGUGGGGAUACAGUGAAACAAAUUAUGUACACACUGUGCUAAAAUAAUUAAUGAUAUACAUCCAAAGGAAAGGAUAGCUUCAUAUCCUGUCUGUCAGGACCCACAGUGAAUGCAUACUGUUAAUAGAGACUUACCAAUUAUUUAUUUAAAACAUAUAUGUGGGUCUUUGUAUAUUUCCAUUUUUUACUAGCAUGACAAUCCUUUUUUUUUUUGUGUGUGUAGGGGGUUAUGAUCUAUGCCCACCACACAUGCUGCUCACAACUGUUUAGGUAACUGUGUCCACUGAAAUUGGUUACCUGACUAUUAACCCCUUAAGGACCAAACUUCUGGAAUAAAAGGGAAUCAUGACAUGUCACACAUGUCAUGUGUCCUUAAGGGGUUAAGUGCAGUCAUGACUCCCUUUGUAAUUUGACCCUGAAUCAAGAGUUAGGAAUAUAUAUAGAUAUAGAUAUAUAGAUAUAUAUAUAACGUGUGUGUGGUUCUGGGGUUUUACAAAUGAACAAUUCAUUGGUUGCAGGCUUAUUUUAAAUGUAAGUUUCUAGAAAGCUUGCUGAUAAAUCUUGGCCUCUUAUAAUCCAAUUUGUGAUGUUGAUGGUCUUCUGUUGAAGAAGCAGUUUUUUUAUUAUUUUAUAAUUAAUCAGCACAGCUUCCCAGAGAGUCUUUUAAUAACAAUUUUUUUUUUUUUUUUAAACCUUUUCACUUGUUUAGUGUUCAAAUGACUGAUUAAUUCUCAUGUAAUCCCAUUCCGUUAAUCAGUUCUGAAUUAUUUUAGUCACAUAGCAUACAGUGUUCUUAAACAUCCUUUGAAAACCCCUUCACUUACAGGGUAAUUUACAAACAAGAGAAUUCAGUUUUUAGGUGCGCCCCUCUUUAGGGUUAAAUCUUACCUUAUUUCCAGCCCUUCACGGGUCUGCAUGCACUGGCCAUGCCCCUAAUCCGCCUCUUUGGCUGACAUCAGAAUUGAUGAUCUCAGCCAAUCCAAUACUUUCCCACUGGAGGUGUCCCCAGGCUUCAAUGUAAACACUGUCUUUUUUAUGAAAAGACAGUGUUUACUACAAAAGGCCUGUAGGGACUGACUAUACUCACCAGAACAACUGCAUUGAGCUGUAGUUGUUCUAAUGACUAUAGUGUCACUUUAAGUUCAGAGUAGUGAAGCUGAAAGCAUACCUGACUUUUAUAGAUUUUAUUUUUCUAGUUAAGCUAUUUUGACCUUAAAUUUGGAAUGUCCCUUUGGAUUCUCACUUUAGUGAAUAAUUCUUAGUGUUUUGGCUAAUGUUUGGGAUUGUGAGUAAAAUUGUACUAGUUUUGUUAAACUUAGUUACUAGGGCUCACGUUACAAGCCCUACUAGCACUCUAUAUUUAGCAGAUUUUCUAUACUUGGUUCACAGAUUACUGUAGGUGCUAAAGUCUCCCCAGCCUGCACUCUGCGCUUGGUCUAAUGCGGGCAUUGGCAGGCUUAUUCUGUGCUCAAUUACCUCCAUAUCAGAAACAAAGCAUAUUACGUGCAAAACUACAUAGAGGGUAACUCUGCUGCAGUGUAUAGUAUUUGUCCAAAGCACACUUAAUGCUAGUCAGCCGUUGAAAAUAACUAUGCCAUCAACAUAAGUGAAGGCAGCAAUAGACGCUCGAAGGGUUUCCUUAAUAAACCUAAACCAAGAAUUGUACAUUUAUAGAAUUAAAAAUGAUUGGCUGAAAUAGACAAAAAUUAUAAUUUGACAGCUUGUAUAUCUUGGACAAAUGUGUCAAGUUCUUUUUAGUUCUUCACAAUUCAAGGUUUAGUGAAUAAACCAAUGCUACGUUAUAGUUAAGCACUAUAUUAGUGAAAAACACACUUCUCUUGCAAGGCUAAAUUUUGUUGUUGUAAUUGUUUAAUGUGGUCCACUGAUGAUUCACCGUUGAGACGUUGCCCUAUAGUAACAUACUCAGUAUGUGCCAAUGACUGAUUUCACAACACCAUGUGAAAAGACAUACUUACUAUGGAUGUUAAUGGCAUCUGUUGCUGAGUCAGUUUUUGAAACCAGACGUGCACUUUGUUAAUCUCAGUCUCCGUCUGGUGGGAGAAUAAAGAUAACCUACACAGUGCCAACUUCUCCUGUCCACCCAUCCUCAGACAUGCGGAUCCCAGGCAGUGCCUGCAAGGUGCUUGGGAGUUUAGGCCUGGUGCAAUAUGCUACUUAUUUUACAUAGAAUUAUUUUUACUUUUUUGUUUUGUGUUUUUUCCGUUUGUCAGUUAUCAUGAUCAGAGUUAACCCCUUGUGUGCCAAGGAGGCAUCGUACCCAAAUGGCACCAAAGGGUUACACUCUGCAAGUGUUCCAUAUGGAGUAUAUUUGGGGGACUGUGUAAAUGUUGGGUAUGUAUGUAUGUAUGUAUGUGUUGUAUACUUUAGUGACUGAGCAUGUAUAUAAAGGCAGGGCUGCUUGCAAAACAUCGUAUUAAUGAUAUGGUCAUUUGUGUCCUGAUUAAGUGGUCACAGUUGAUGAUCUCCUAAAUUUAGUUGACACAUUUGCAUAUCAUUGUACAUGGUGUCUAAUACCAUGGUUUACUAUAAUCAAUGCAUUAACUGACCAAUACUAAUGUUAUGCUACCUAUAUGAUAGGUGCUGAAGAUGAGACAUAUCCUAAACUUAAAAAAACAAAAAGCCAGAAAAAAAUCCCCCAUAGACUUGACACAUACUCUAAAUUAAUUGUGAAAUACAAACCUUCAGCAUGUUUUUUUUGUUUUUUUACUGGCACCUUGUUUAGUACACUCCAAGUAGUAUUAUGCAAGUGUGUUCUUAAAUAUGGCCUCCCCAUAAAAACAGGAACAUUCACACAAAAAGCUUAAGCCCUAAAGCCAUUAGGCAGUCUAUACUUCACAAACACAAACAAGACUUUGUGCUGCACUUUGACCGUAUAGACUUUACAAUAUGUAUUGCCCCCGAUCCCUCUCUAAACACACAAAUUCCUAAGUGUCCAAUAAUCCUUUUGCUGCAUUGCCAACCCCCAACUUUUGCACAGAUCGCUCACCCUUUGCUCAUAUCUCUUGUCUUCAUCCCAAUUUCACACUGCCCAUCCUUUGUCACAUACUGAACAAUAUCAGCAUGAGGCAUGUUAUCUCUAGUCUUUCCCACUAAGCAAAAUAUUGAAAGGCAUAUGUCAAUGUGGUGAGCUGGCACAGCUGUGUUAGAAAGUUGUGUAAAGAACCACAGAGCAGCUUGCAUACGUGCUAAAAAAAAAUAAUCACCCUGUCUUUAUAUACAUGGCGUGUAUGUGCUGUCCCUGUACUCAUUAUUUUAUUUUCGGGCAGUGAGGCCUCUUUUUCUCUUACAAACACAAAUAUCUAAGAAUAUGUAUAAAAAUAAAUCCUUCUGCUGUUCAGCAGGCCCCCUUCCCAUACUUUGUUGUAAGAAAUGUUUUCUUUUUUUUUGUCAUUUUUUUUCUUUUGUUUCCAUAAAUGUUGUUAUAAUUAUUAUUGUUAUUAUUGAUAAUAAAACAAAACAAAAAAAAAAGACGUUUGUGUUUUAAGAGAGUAGAAUAGAGGGUUACAUUACUGAGCCCCAAUCAUCGUGUUCAUUUGUUUUUUGAUUCAUUUUCCAUAUUUUUUUUAAUUGAUUUAAACUGCUCAAGUUGCACAGAGGUCUCUAGAAUCUGAGUAAAUUCCUAAAAUGUUUAUUUGUUAAAAACUAAGCUCAAACACUAUUUUUUUGUGCAAUUUGUAAGCUUUUAUGGUUAGGGGAAUUUUAUUUAAACUUUUCACGAAUGCCAUAUCAAUGGUAAACGGUCUGAUUCCAAGACUGAUGUGAAAUAUAUUAGUGCAUGGGGCUUGAAAAUGUGAGGUUUUUCUCCUGUUUUGUAACUAGAUACACACUGGGGAGCAUACUUGCUAUUUCGAAAUUGCCUGCACAUAUGGACAUCCCUGUAUGUCUCUGUAACAUUCCAUGACAGUGUCACAAACAGAGAUUUUUAUUUCCAUCUUAAAAGCAUGCUAUUCAGUUGUCAUGAAAGGAGGCGUCAUUAUUGUGGGACAUGGUUAAUGUAUUUCAAAAUGUUAUUACCAAUAUUAGGUGAGCAAAACUGCUUCCCAUUUCCCUGCUACAAUGUAAAUGAUAUUGGGUGGUCCAAGUGAAUUGAUCACAAACGUUUACUUGUUGGCAUGCGUUUGAAAUGCCAUGUGCUGCUCAAUCUUGUUCCUAUUAUGAGUAGAUAAGUCAUAACAGACACUGUUUGGGGCAAUUUGGAAAGAUCUCUUGACCCAUAAAGAAUUAAUGGGAUCUGUUAGUCAAAACCGAGAAGGAAGGGAUAUUAUACAAUGUUUAUUUAUUUCAGUGCCCUGUGGCAUUCAGGAGUUUGGGCUACUUUUAGGCCGCUGCAGCCUCCUGGUUCGACACGCUGAGUCCUUCACAGCCACAUUCCAGCAGCCUCUAAAGUAACUACUGAUAUUUUCUUGGAGUAGUGGUGGAUGUUAUGUAGCUUUGAUUUGCAUGCUUUUUUUAUAUGCAUCCUUUCCUUGUCUUCUAUUCUCUUACAUUUUUUUUUUGUAUGCUUCCUUUUUUUAUUUUAUUUUUUUCUUGAAAUUCCUGCUGAAACACCAGUUAGAACUUUGCUUUUUUCUUCUUCUUGAAAUAUGCAAAUUAGACUCUUACAUAAACUUACAUAGCCAACCAUUCUCAAAGAUAUUGACCAUUAUCUGCUGACACAGCUGCUAAGGGCCAGUCUUUAUAUUUGGUCAAAAUCUGUCCUUUCUUCCCAUUGAGGUUCACUUGAUCAGACUAUAUAGCUUUGGGGGGGCUUAUAAAUAUAGUGCUAGAAUAAAGGAUUAUGGAUGUCAUAUUGCUAAUAUGCUACCACAAUAAAUCUUACUUCAAAAACAUUUUCUUAAUAACUCCUCCUAGAAUGCAUGUUCUAGUAUUUUAACAGUUAGAAUCUAUUUGCUCAAACAGCUAGCCUUACUCUAGAACUCAAAUAACCCUUUGACUUGCAGAGAACUAUAGGAGUUUUGGCAAAGCAGCUGGACAUACAUGUCUUUAGUACAAAUGUUGUCCCUAUAAUUUGCUUGAUGGUGCACAGUUGAUCAACUGACGUUUAUAUACAGCAGAUAAAUCUUGAUAUAUUCAGCAGCCAUUUGUGGGCUGUUCCACCUGCAAAACAAUGCGAAUCCAAUAAAAAAUGCUUUGAAUCCAGCAUUUUAAAAUGUUGUGACCAGUAAUGUCCCAUAAAUGUGUAGAAAUUAGUUUUAAACAGGAGAGGAUUACAAAGAGUUGCGCGCUCUCUCUCUCUCUCUGUCUCUCUGUCUCUCUCUCUCUCAACUUUUCAUCUUGUCUGGCUGGUCACAAUUCAGAACCAAAGUAAACAGACAAAUUUACUGACUUGCAGUAAAUUAUUAAUUUCGAUAUACCCACGAGAUAUAGUGAAUAUUUGUAACCGGGAAAAAAAAAACCUCACAAACCAUAUAAUACAAAUGGGUAAGUGAUCGAUGGGUUCCACAUUUGACAUCUUAAUAGGUACAAGGCUGAUGUCAUGUUAAUUAUGGUUACUUGACUCAAUGGGACAUAGGUUACACGUUUGAGUUGUGGAAUCAGCACAAGCUGCUCUAAAAUACAGUUUCUUUAGCUUAGCGGGUCAGAGGAUGUUCAUUUAGACUCGAUGGCAACAUCUGCCUCUGUAAUGAAACCAGAUUUCACCUGUACAAAAAAAGCUAUGAUCAAAUGCAUCUUGCAGGGCAACAAUGAUUUCAAUGCAGCCUUGUGGUUUAAAACUUUUUUAAUAAAAAGGUAAAUUAAUUAGUUUUUUUGUUUUUGGACAUUCUAUUCCAGAAGUGGACAAAUUGUAAAUCCAGCCUAUUGAGUGAUGCUUUGCCAGCCUCCAAUAUUUAACAAAUAUGUAUUUACGACAUCUGAAAAAUGUAAUGUAGAAAUACACAAUGUUGUGUUAACUCUAUCCUGGAACUGAAUGCCUCCAUUGUAGUUCACUCUCAAAGGUUUUGCAUCUGUCUGACAGAGAGGGAGAGAAGGGGACACUGACGUUAUGUAUAAAUGCGAUAUGAAAAUUGGUACAACGUUCUAUAAAAGGGGCCAUCACCAUAGAUACGUAGAAGCACCAUGCUUUGAUGAUCUCUCCUCUUUUCCAUGUUUGCACAGCUUAUCAGAACACCGCACUUCUUAAACAAUGUUCUUUGAUGUCUCUGUUGCUUCUCCCAGUAUUUAAUGUGCCAGGGCUAAACUGGAGUGGGAUGUCUGUAGCUAAAUCUUGGUAGGAACACUGCAAGCACCACACCCGGGGCACCACACUGGUAGUGGUUAUGGUGCCAGGAGAGGCCUUACACCACCCACUGUGAGUCAGUUUUAGAACGGUUUGACUGUUCACUGGCUCCCGUUCUCUGCUUCCUCUUCGGCUCUGUGAGAGCCACAAGGCCGGGCUUACCCAAGACAAAGCAUGCUACUUUUUGUGUGUGAAAGUAGUAGAGACGGAGUGGCGUCCAGCAGAUAUCCGUUAACAAGUCAAACUUUCUAAAAUGGUUCAACUCCUUUAAAUGGGGGUACCAAACCCACUACAGCUCACUAUUUGGAUUGUUCUCUUAAUAUAAAUAAAAAGAAAGCCAAUUUCUAUGACAAAGGUUAAUACAAGUUAUAGGUGUAAUGUGGGGUAAUUGUAAGAGACUUCCCUUUUAUAUCUUUUUUCCAAAAUGUGGCAAUAGCCAGGCAUUCACAUCAAAGGUUACUACUGUCAGAUUUUAAGGUUAUCACAGUGUGAAUGCAAAUUUGUAAAUUGUUUAUUCUUACAUUAUUUUACGUAAUAAAUCAAUUCUUAAUACUUGGGAAGGUAUUUAAAGUAUCUGGCAGCUUGUUAUAUUAGAACACUUACAUUUUAUUAUUUUUAUAACUUUGCGCACUCUUUUUUUUUUUUUUUUCUGUUUUUUAUUUUACGUAAGAUGAGCUCUAACACCCAUCACAUUUUUCACAACACUGUAGAGUUGAAUAAAGUUUGUCGACAUGUUUGCAACCAUCCUCCCAUUGGCUGUAGAAUCUUGAUUUGCAGUAUGUCCCAAACAGAGUACACAACAUGGAACUCCUUUUGUCAACUGAGAGCAUAGAGAGAUCUGUGACUUCUAUAGUCUAGAUCACCCUUUCUCCGUUCCCUUGCUUGUUACUGUAUCCGUGAAUGCAGUAUCUGAUACAUGCAAUGAUAGAUUUGAUUUAUCACUUGUGUGAUGCCAUCAGAAAUAGCGGUCUAGUGCAAUGCUUAACUGUUAUAUUUUUUUCCCCUCCUCCCCUACAUGAAACCAGCACACCUGGUUCUGUUGCAGUGUAGCUGUACACGUCACUAUAAUAACGGCAAGUCUUGUGUUCAUGGACUAUUUAUUACCCUUACAAGAAAUGGUAAAUCCAGGAUUGGCUGAGAUUCAGUUUUGGAAAUACCAUAUAACCUAGAUAUGUCACGCUCAGAUUUUUUUUUUUUUUCUUUCUUUCUAAAGCUUUAUCUUAAUACAUAUAGCGUUAAAUCCAUUUGAAAGUGUCCCUUUAAUUUAAAGCUACCAAGUUACAGUGACUGUGAGCUCUGUGGGUAGCUGUAUACAUCAUAGAAAGGUUUAUGUGAAAAAGAUUGCAGGGUUGCAUUGAAAUCAUUGUUCUGCAAUUUGUAUACUUGAUGUCGCUUGUGAAGGGCGGUGGUAUGUCUGCCAUAUCUUAGAGUAUCCAGGUAUAUUAGUUAUUUGGUGGGUUUUAUGGUAAUUGUGCUACAGAGAUACAUUAAAGGGACCCACUCCACUUUAUCUCAAUGACGUGGUCUGAGUGAGAAAGCCCUGACAUUUUAACCCUGUAAUCUAAAACUUUGUUGUUUUGUAGGAAUGACAAUAUUUCCAUUGCAGGGCUAAACAUGCCUCUAGCAGCUGACUUGGUGUGAGACUGUUCUCAAUCAAAUGCUUCUCACAAGGAGCAUUUGAUUGGCGCAGGGGGGUGAUGUGCUGCACAUGCGCAUUAACCCGCCCAUGCUUCCCUAUGGAGAAGCAUUGUAUUGGCUGAGAUCCAAUCUAUAUGAUCUCGGCCUGCGGGACAGCAGCAUAGAGACCAACGCGGCAAAGGUUAAAUGGUAAGUUAAAAAGGUUUGUUUUGGGAUUUUUCCCCACAUACAGGGUCUGGUAACCUAAAUAAUUACUAGAUCAUUAUAGCAUUAGGUAUAUAUGUUUGUAAUUGUAAUGCUAUAGUGUUCGUUUAAAAAAAUGAUUAUGUAAUAAAUACAAUUGAAUUGAUGAUAAAUGCCAAUAAAUGGGUGUCUCUUAAUGGUUGGAAACAAUGGCUGACGGCCGACAUUGGUAACUAUGGCUGGGAUAUUCCCCCCUCCCUUCUAGAAGCAUUGCUCAAGGGGCUGGAUAUCUGGUCAUCUCACUUGAGCUUUUAUCUCAUAAACUGCAAAAUAUACAAAAUGUUGACUAUUCUUAAAUGCCAUAGGAUAACCAUUAUCAUUGUAUAGAUAUAUUUUUUGAAUUUUGAACCUUUUGCUAUGAAUUUAUUCUGCAUUACUUUGCAGAUUAACGAUCAAUGAAUGAAAAUGCACUACUAGUCACCAAUCAGUAUAAAGAGAAAUAACGUGUAUUAUGUGGGAAAAGAUAGCAGUCCUUAUAAUAGUAAGGGUAUAUUAUAAGAAUAUAGAAAUUUUAUCAUAUAGAAUAGAAUGUUUUACAGCAGAGAAAUAGUAUCUAUACUUGUUAACCGUAACCAAAGAAUAUGAGAAGUGGUCCACAGACAUCAGUAGGGCAUUGCUUAACCAUCACUACUGAAACGGAUGAAUUUAGGUUUUCUAUUGUAAGACUGUUUUGGACAGAUACACAUGCUCUUGAAUUUUAAAGGCUUAAUGUCCUAUAUUGAAGCGGAGUCUUGCUUAACAGACUCUUGGAUUCCAGUUCGAGCACAGUAGCUUGGCCUGAGUUGUCUAAUUGGCAUUAACUUUUUUUUUUUUUUUUUUUUAUUGUAAUUAACCUGGAAAUUUUAGAUUAAAGAGUUUAGCCACUUCUGAAUAUGAUAAGGAUUUAUAAAAAAAAAAACAAACACACGAUUUUAUUCACAGCCGCAAAUGUUUAGUAAAUGAAUCCAUUCAUACCAAGCUCAUUAUUUCCUAAAAGUAUAAAAAAAAAUUCAUAAUUUUAUGUCUUGGCAAUCGAUAAGAUGUCCCUUAUGCUUCAAACAAGUUCACACUGCAGGAUCAGAAAAUGUCCCUUUUUUUUUUUAAACUUAGAUGACCUAUUUCAGGGUAUGACAGUUAAGGGAAAAAAGUGUGACAGGGAUUAAUUAAAAUCCAUGCUACAGCAGGAUAGUCUAAUACCAGUCAUUAAGCUUAUUAAUGAACUACAACAGAGGUGGAUGAAUUCUAAAUUCCCACGUGUCAAAAAUCUGCUCCCAGUCGAGUAAGAUUGGCAAGGGAUGAUAAAGAGUAGGACUUCAACUUCUGAGGAUCUUGUCCAACCCUGGCCUACAACUCCCAUGAAAUAUUGCAAGCCACUUGCUACUGACCAAAAUUUGUGAGUUGUAGUUUUCAUAAAGCCUGAGAUCUGGUAUUUGGCUGCCCUCGCUUACUAUGUGUAUAUAUAUAUAUUUUUGUACAAGCAUAUGUCUUGAAAGAACGUAUGCUUUUAUAGACUGUGCUUACGUAAUGAUCUGCAUCAUAUCUUGUCAAGAGGUUUAAUACAAUGGUAGCAUUUUCAGAUCGAUAUAUUGUUUUUGACAGGCUCCAAUAAUGUUAAUGUCCCCAAAUGAUGAACUUGUAAAUUUUUGUGACAUGGCGUGAGCCGCCUCCUUUGCAUCCAAUACACGCAGGAAUACGCUGAAUGUAACAGAACUGCUCUUUAACUGAAAUUUGUCCAAAGUAAAUAGUUUUUUUUUUUUUUUGGUUGAACUUUUUAAUUUAACUAUUUAUGUUAAAACUUAAAAAAAUAAAAAUAAGAAAAAAUUUGUGUUUUAAAAUGGCUGUUUCAGUAAUAAAUAUAUAUUUUUUUCUUUUUCUGUUUCAUGAGGUGUCAGAAAAUGAUUUUGGAAGUGAAUUCCUGGAAAUAAACUUGUG